GGCGGGCUCAUCCCGAGCUGACAUGCAGAGUGGGCGGGGCCGGCGUUCGUUGUGCCCGGUGUAAUGGCGGCGGCUGCGGGCACUGUGAAUGAAUUCUCCCGGCAGAAAAGGCACGAAGAAGAAACCGGUGACCCCAGCGGCAGAGACAGGUCCCGGGCCCCCGGCGCCCCCACUUCCCCCGGAAGCCCCGGAACGCUCCGUCACGCCCUCUCUUCAUAAGCGGAACCUGUACGUGUUCUCGUACCCGCUGCUGGCCGUGUUCUCGCUGUUCCGCUUCCUCGCCUUCCACCUCGGCCUGCUCUUCGUGUGGCUGUGCGAGCUGCUCUCCCGGGGGCUCAUGGCGGACAGAGCGCCCCGCAUGGCGGGGGUGGGAGCCCAGGCUGCGGACAGGCCGCCGGAGCCCGAUGUGGUGCGGAGAUACCACCAGGAGGCCUUCCACUGCAUCUCCAUGGCCCUCCGCAUCGACGAGCAGGAGAAAGGUGAGGGCCUCAGGACGGGACAGAAACGUCGGCCGAGGGCGGAAUAGCUGUCAUGGCUGCCUUGCCAUCACAUAAACAGCGGCCAUGGGUGGCUGCCAGAGCUGUGCCCGGGCCCACUGUGUGCAGGGCCGUCCUUAACAUCACUAGGACCCUGGGCACAGCGUGUUACUGGGCCCCCUGGGCACCCCCACUCCCUGGCAAUGCAAUAUAUACACACUGACUGACUGACUGACACUCUCACUGACUCACUGACUGACACUCUCACUGACUGACUGACUGACACUCUCACUGACUGACUGACUGACACUCUCACUGACUGACUGACUGACACCCUCACUCACUCACUGACUGACACCCUCACUCACUCACUGACUGACACCCUCACUCACUCACUGACUGACACCCUCACUCACUCACUGACUGACACCCUCACUCACUCACUGACUGACACCCUCACUCACUCACUGACUGACACCCAUUGACAGGCAUAUUGACACAUUCACACUUUUAAAUUUACUCCCGUUUCCUACCUUGAAGGAUUGCUUCCCUGGGGUCCAGAGUGGUGGCUGAGGCUGUUGGGGGUUGCUGACUGGCAAUCUGGCCCAGUCCCCCUCCUCUCUACUUCCCUGGUGUGGUCUCUCUAGAGGAAGUGCCUCACUGCAGUCACUUGCUCCCGUGCUGUUAAAGAGCCCCCCUGGUGGCCCUUGGUGCAUGGGCCUCCUUAGUGUGGGGGGGUGGCAAGAAAGUUGUCAAGGGCAGCGGAGCGCACAGGGCAGCUUCCUUGGGUCCCUUAGAAGUAAGAGAGCCCGGGGCAGCUGCACUGCUUGCCCCAUGUGUUAAAGUUGGCCCUGAUUGUGUUGGGCACCCACCUCUGGCAGUCAUUGCGUUAAAGAGUUACUCCAAGCAUCACCUACUAUACAGCCAGCAUUGAUGGUUAUGGUACCAAGUGUACCCUGCCCCAGUAACUGGAUAACCUGCGUAACAAUAGUUUGUUCUCUUACCUGUGCAGACUGGAUUCUGGUGAUAGGCUGUGGCAGAGGUGUAGGAGCCGUGGUCGACGCAGUUAAUUUGUCUGAGAGCAUCCGCUGACUGCUGUCUGUCAAUGACUGACAUUAUGUGCAAAGAGAGUUGCACCAAAUUGACAUUAACCAGCCUGGAACUCUGAUGACCCCUCAAUUGUGCUGCCAGGGGUGUAGUUUUACCAACAGCAGCAGAUUUGUCAAACUUUGUAUGUGUAGCAUUUUAAAGCAAACACUACUCAUACAUAAUUAAUGCACCCUAACCGCUUCAAAUCACUCAAGGGAUCAUGGCGCAUGGAGUACCCCAGUAAAAUUACACAUUUGUCUAAAACCCAAAAUAUGGCCACCAGCUCUGCAGUUUUGGGACCCACAUGAUAGUGCAAGUAGCAGUGGGACCUCAAAUCCUAGUAGUUCACUAUCCUUUGUAGGAUUGUACUGUGGACAGAGUAAUCUAAGACAUGUUAAUGGCUGAAAAGACCUGUCCCUGACAUAAUAGGGUAGUGUCAAUGAUAGCUAUCAUUUGUAACAGGUGUUUUAACAGUCUAUUAAGUAACAUACGAAUAUUUAUUGCUGAAAUACUGCACUAGCAGACUCAAAGCACCAUACCCACUUCAGAUCACUGAAGUAACCCUUUAAAGCAAAUCUAUGACUAUUGACUCUUUCAUAAAGAUAGUAUCUUUUAUUGGAAACAAUACUGACGAAACUGAACUGAGAUUCUAAAUCUAUUGAAAGAUGAAAAAAAAAGACUAAGACAAAUAGGAAUAUAUCUCUUCCCAUUGUCCCCCUACGUUGCACCGUGGACAUGUUGCCUGGUAUGGGGAUCUGAAUUUUUUUUCCCCAGGCUCUCUCCCAAGUGACUGCUUUGGGGAAUAGGUAAAAUAUUUUGUGUGAUGCAUCACAUGUUAUAAUCUUACAUGAUUGCAAUAUUGUUUGAUAUUCAAACCAGCAGGUCUUCGUGUUUUGUUACUGUGAGUUUGUAUAAAAGAGGCACAUUAACAUGUUGACUUGGCAGUUAUUCACACAUGCACUCAUGUUAAUUUUGGCAGGUGUAUUGGUUAAGAUAGCCUUUUGCUUACCAUCCACUAUUUGGGAACUAAUUUGAGCUCUGACUGAUAGCAUCUCUUGUGCAGCAUGUGUUUUGGCUGAUGCAGUAUGAAAAAGUGAACGGUCAGCAUACUUGGUAAAAAGUUUGUUGGAAUAGGCAGUUGUCAGAGGGUUUACCAAAGUGUUUUAAAUUCAAAAAAGGCAUAGUCACAGCUUGAAGGCUUUACCUAGUGAUAUCUGAUUUAAAAUAAAGACCUUGGUUGUUUAAUUUCAGACAAAUAAGCAUUUUACAGCAUUGCUACCGGCAGAUGGAAUAUAAAAAAUGCUCAGGCUGUCUAUACUGUUCUGAAUAUACAGUGUGCAGUUACAAUGAGACCAUACCUUUUUUUAUUUUUGAACUGAAAUAUAUAUAUAUAUUGCAGAUAUACUGUUUUGACGUCAUCUGUUCAGACAAACAAAUAAGAAACCCCUUUGAAGUCUGGAAGCUGAAUUGAUGUAAAACAUUACCAACCCUAUUCACAGUUUAAGUAGUCCGUUUAAAUGUGCUGUAAAUAUCUCUUUUAGAGAUAGCAAAAUCUUAGUAGCUUUGAAAGCAUAUAUUUAAGGACACAGAGGAAAAGGCACAUGAUUCUAACUAAAAAUUAAUUAGGUUUGCCUUAUUAUUGGCUUCUUUUUCCCAUCAACUGCAAGGACAUUCUGUCACAAUUUGACAUCUGGUUCAAAAGCAAAAUGCCUCAUAAAAGCUUAUUGCCUGCAAACAUGCAUGCAGGAAAUCACAGGGAAAUUAUGCCUGGUGUGCCAAAAAUGUCAAUGCGUAUCUUUGGAGAUCACUUGGAACUUCCGAAAAAAUAAAAGGAGGGGUAAGGUGUGUGUGUGUGUUUUUUUUUUUUUUUCUUUCUUCUUCUUCUACUAAACAUUGUUUGUUAGGGUAAGCAAAAUUGGUGUCUGAUGCCACCACGCACAGCAUGCUAGUGCUAGACAGCCAUUGGCAGCACAACCCCACUACCACACUCCCGUUGUUUCCUUCCCUCAUAAGGUUAGUUAAGUUGGAACUGAUGGAAGUUUUAGAAAUUUUAUUUAUCUUCUUAUGUUUAGGUUGGGGGAGCGGUCCUCAAUUAGGAGGGUUACUCCAACCAAAAUUCAGUGUUUUAUUAAAACAAUGUUUUUUAGUUAAAGUAUCCCUUUUAAAGAAACCUUGAGCACAUUCAGCUCAGUGUUAGCAGAAGUUACCUGUGAAAAUAGUGCAAGAAUCAUAUACCUCAAUUCCUGCGUAAAUUGUCAGUGAUGGAGAUAGACCAGGUAGAUAGAGAAUUUGAAGCAAAUGAAAACACAAAAUAAAAUACACAUUAAGUUGGGGUAGCAAACCAGCUAAAAACAAGGUCCAACUUUGCAUCAAACUGUUUUUUAUUUAAAUAUAUAAUAAGUUUGUCCCGCUCAGAGGAUGAAAGGUAAGCACAUUUGUAAUACAAUUCAGAGCGUACACAUAUGCAAACUAUCGAGUGUUGGUUACAAAUGAAGUAACUGCCGUAGAUGAGAUUUUGAUGUUCAAAUCACUCCUAUUAUUGAGCUAGUAAUCAUGCUGGGAUAACGUCUACUGUGCAUCAGACUUUAGAUUUUAGCUGAUUAAGCACUUAUCGCUAUUUGACACUGGGGUCAUCCAAGGGAUUUGGCAUAGUGUGUUUACCAUCUAGUUUAAAAUCUGUUUGUUUAGAUGUCUCCGCUACCUCAAUUUUUACCGGCUCGACUGAUGUGGGUUGUAAAUAUAGCAAGGUAGCCUAAUCUAUAAUUUAAAGGUGAUAGCUAGUACUUUUGAAUGCAGAGGAGUCAGCUGGGACACUAAUGUAGCUAAUAUUGCAAGCUUAUAUGCACACUUUACUGCUAGCAAUGAGUGAUGCCGAGUUAACAGAUGUUUGGCUCCAUAGGAGGUCACAAAUUGUGCUUUCUAGAUCUUAGUUAUGUGCAAAUGGCUUAGAAGAUUGCAGCAAUUUUACAGAACAGUUAGAUAUGCAGAUUGGACUAAGAGUUUGCAUGUAGCAUCUGCACUUUGCACAGUUCACUAAACUGUGAAGCAGGCAGCAGGCUGUGUCAAUUGAUAACAGCUGUGGCAUCCUAAGUGAUGAGUGGCACUGUUUAUUUUUAUUUAAUAAACUACUUAUCCCAUAAAUCCUACUGUUCACUUAAAUGGGGUCUAUAAGGAAAAGAGUCUGCGUUUUGUGCUUUGUCACAAAACUGUGAAUAUUUAAUGAUGAAAAUAACGUUUUGAUUAAUCAUUUUACAAUAUUUAUGUAAAUCAUUUCAAAUGAUUGAUCAUAAAAACCACUAUCUCUUUGUUUGCCUUGACAAAAAAAGAGAAACUAUCAAUAACUUUGAAUUAAUCUGCUAGAUUUUUUUUAAAUAUAAACUCCGGUUUUAUAAAGGGGGGGGGGAGAGAGGGCAAUGUUUCUCUUGUUAUAUCUGCCAGAUUCAUGUCUAGAUGAAUUAAUUAAAUCAUUCAUACAUAUCAAAACACAUGGUUAUUGUGUCAAAACCUAUUAGGUCAGUUAAUGUAAUUAUACAUUUGUCCAGGGCAUGUUGCGUCCAGUAUUGACAGCAUGCUGAUUCCUUCUUCAUCCUUUGUUGUGCCGAUAGUCACAGCCAGCCAGAAAACACAUGCACGUUCUUGGAAAGAUUGAGCUUUGACACAUUGCAUUUUAUUUAUUUUCCAUGUUGGCACUUGAGACAAAAGAAAACAUGUAAACAUUUACUACAUCAGCCUAAUGCCUCUCCUCCCCCUUUGCACAUUCUUAUCUGUGACCCACAUUGUUUUAAUUCCAUAUUGAAACACGUGUGUGUAUACUAUAUAUUUAUUUAUUUUUCUCUCUCCAGCAAAACUAACUAAAUCCUUUACAUAAAUAUAUACCAGUAGAGUGUGUAUGUAUAUACAUAUCUCUCAUACGAUUUUAUUUUUAUAUUUUUGAAAUCUCCCUAAAGGGACACUAUACUCACCAGUGCAACUACAUGUAUUCCUGACACUAUAGUGUUAACACGACCAUCUAGCUCCCCUGGGCCCCUCAUGCCUCCAUAAAUAUAGUAAAAAUCUUACUGUAUUCAAGUCAGAAGCUGUAAAUCUGCAUGCUGUUAGACUCAGGAAAAACAAGCAGUCUGCUGACAUGUGAUAGCCUGAUCCAAUCAGAGUGCUUCCCCAUAGGAUUGGCUGAGACUGACAAGGAGGCAGAUCAGGGGCAGAGCCAGCAUGAUUCAAACACAGCCCUGGCCAAUCAGCAUCUCCUCAUAGAGAUGAAUUGAAUCAAUUCAUCUCUGAGGAAAGUUCAGUGUCUGCAUGCAGUGGAUGGAGGCAUAUUCAACUCUGAAGUCCAUCAACUCUGAAGUCCCUCUGGUUCACUCUGAGUGACUGCAACUGGAGGUGUUUAUAGCUUUCAAUGUAAACCCUGUAUUUUCUCAGAGAAUAGUGUUUACAUGAGAGAGCUGAAAUUGUUCAGGUGACUAUAGUGUCCCUUUAAUGUAUUUUUGACCAUGUACAUUAUUCUAAACUGAUAUUUCUAUUUUGGCGACAAAGAGACUGAGAAAUGAAAAUGUAUGACCGUGCAUUUAUAACAAUGCCAGGGCUACACCUUCCUCACCAUUGAAAUGGGCACUCACUAGUAUUGUGUGUAUGCUUACGUCGGCAGGAUGCAGACAGCCCUGCUCCUCCUAAACCUGUUAUCUCCGCUGACCAUUCUGACACUGGGAUUUCUAAUAUGCUAAAUGGCAUGGCAGAGGUAAAUGUGUUAAUGUUGCUAAAAUAAAUUAGAGACACAUUAUAUUGAGAGAGGGGGAAAAACGUGGCAAAUGAAAAAAUGCAAACGUAAUCUGAAUUUAUAUCACUCUUUGACACAUCUUAUUUUUUUUUUUUUUUUUUUAAAUCAUUUAAUUCAUUCUGAUUGGAGUGAUUAAGAUGUUUGGUGCAGUUAUGGAAUUUCUCUUUUUGCUGAUCCUUUGUCCACUGGGGAAUAGUUUCACUUAUUUGAACAUUCUGUUUAAGUUGCAUUUUAUUUUUAAUACCUGACCCAACCUAAAGCGGUAUCCACCCUUCCUAAUUAAACAUCAAUGUUUCACCUAAUUAUGGGUUUAAAGUUUUUGAUCUUUUCUCUUUUUAAAAUUUUAAGCUGGUUCUCUUGAUCAAAUAAGCAGCGUUUUGCUGAUUUUAUCAAUUUUACUAUAAACACUCCAUAAUACCUACUGCAUACCUAGUAUUACCUCACAAUAAUUAAGGUAGUAGCCCUUUCAACUUGGCUGCCUGUUAAUCAUUUUGCCAGUGGCCCUAGUGAAAGAGGGAAAAACUGAAACAAUGGUGGAUAUUUAUCAAAAGUUCUUUGAAAGCUGACUGUUAAAUCCUGUAAUUCUGAUGGUUUUUUUUUUGUAUUUAUUUUUUUGGUCUCGUAAAUUCAGUUUUUCAAGAAAUUUCCAUUUCAGGAGACAGAUAUUUACAGUGACAAGAACAGCGAAAGUAUAGCCAAAAAAACCAACAGAUUUAAAGGGACACUAUAGUCCCCAAAACCACUUUAGCUUAAAUGGAAACUAUUUUAUUUCUAGCCUAUAGUGCCAGUCUCUCUCACCCCCACCCCUCCCUCCCCUAAAAACCCAAUUGUCACUUACAUGAAUCCAGUAUCGACGUCCCUCAGUGCUGGAUCGGGCUCCGCUGACGUCAGGGAACUAAUGCAUAUGUGUGGUGAUUGCCGCAAUCACAUUAGGCGUUGAAUCCAUGCUUUCCUAUUGGGUUUUACCUGACGCUGGAUGUCUUCAUGCAUAGCAUGACGUCCAGGGUCAGGCGACCAAAAUUCACCUAACCACCUGGGAGUGCCUCAAGUGGCUCUCUGAUAGCUAACCCUGCAAUGUAACUAUUGCAGUUUCUCAAUAACUAAUGACCAUUGCAUGGUUAAACUGACAGAGUGCACCCAGACCAUUUUAAUAAGCUGAAGUGGUCUGAAUGCAUAUAGUUUCCAUUUAACUAACCAAUUUUGGUGUAUAAUCAUACCACUGCAGUCUCACUGCUCAAUUCUCUGCCAUUUAGGAGUUAAAUCCUAAAAUGAUGCUAUUCCAUGCAUCCACCACCCUCUCUGUAAAGUAACUUCUUGAUAUUAUUUUUAAACCUCUGCCCCUCUAAUUUAAGACUCUCUUGUUGUGGUAGUUUUUCUUCUUUUAACCCCUUAAAGACUGCGGACGUGCUAUGCUGUCCCCUUUCUCUCUCCCCCUCCCCCCCCCCUUUUCUGGGUGCCAGGUCCAGCUAGGUUUAACUUUUUUUUAUAUAUAUAUAUAUAUAUAUAUAUAUAUAUAUAUAUAUAUAUAUAUAUAUAUAUAUAUAUAUAUAUAUAUAUAUAUAUAUAUAUAUAUAUAUAUAUAUAUAUAUAUACCUAGCAGUUUCAGACAGCAUUGACAGCCGCUAGAGGGCUUAUGCGCUUCUCACUGUGAUUUUUUUUUUUUUUUCACAGUGAGAAGACGCCAGCGUCCAUAGGAAAGCAUUGUGAAUGCUUUCCCAUGGACUGGCUGAAUGCACGCGCGGCUCUUGCCGCGCAUGCGCAUUCAGCCGGUGACGGGAGGAGAGGAGGAAGAGAGCUUAACCUCUUCCUCCCCCCAGAGCCCGGCGGGAGGGGUUCCCUGAGGGUGGGGGCACCCUCAGGGCACUAUAGUGCCAGGAAAACAAGUGUUUUCCUGGCACUAUAGUGGUCCUUUAAUUCAUUAGUGAAAAGGGGAUACUUGUGAGAUUUGGUGUGGGGGCAUCAAGUCUUGAAAACAUAUGCAUUCAACAAUUGUAAUCUCAAUUGUUAUGUGUCCUGUCACUGCCAAAGAGGUUCCAGACAUGUGGUGAUAAAUUCGAAUGUCGAAAGACAUCUUUGUAUUGGCUAAAAUGAGUUGCAGAAAUAAAUACCUUCUCCUCAGCUGCCUGUAUAAAACAAUCAAUGGUGUGACCAAAGAAAAAAAGGAACAUCUCCCACUGCUAAUAGCAGCACAAUAACCAUACUAUAUCCGUAUGUACUGGUUGUGGUGUUUAGAUUGCUCCUUAACUUAAGCUGCUGAACUAUUUAUGAUGAAAAUUUAGGAGGCACAUGCCAAUUGUGUGUAAUAAUAAAAAAAAAAUAAUAAAAAAAUUCCAGAGCUCACAAGGCUCAACAAAUAUUUUAGAACUUUAAUACAAUUAAUACACUUGGAUCAUAAACUUUGGAUUGUAAGGGUUAAAGGGACACUAUAGUCACCAGAAAAACUAUAACUGAACCCCUUAAGGACCAAACUUCUGGAAUAAAAGGGAAUCUUGACAUGUCACACAUGUCAUGUGUCCUUAGGAGGUUAAUGUAGUUUUGGUGGGUAUAAUUCCCUGCAGGCAUUUUUAUAUAAACACUGCAUUUUCAUAGAGAAGGCAGUGUUUACAUUUAAAUGGAAGCGCUUCUUGGGGCAGUGCUGCACUCUCUACCAUUCAGCUGAGAUGCUGAAUUUUCCUCCUACAGAUGCAUUGAUUCAAUGCAACUCUGAGGAGGUGCUGAUUGGCCAAGCCGGUGGCUCUGCCUUAUCCCGUCUCCUUGCUGAUUUCAGCCAAUCCAAUGCUUUUCCUAUAGGAAAGCAUUGGAUUGGCUAAAAAUCAUAAAUUCUGAUGUCAACAAGGAGACAGGGCCAGAGCCGGCAGACCCGCGCAGCACUGGAAAAAAUAGGUAUGUUUUAUUGCCUUUUAAGAGGGUUAACGGGGCAAGCAACUUAAAUGGUUUUAACACUAUAAGGUUAGGAAUACACAUUUGUGUUCCUGACCCUAUAAUGUUCCUUUAAGCAAUUCUCUUAAUUACUGUCAAAAAGGCUGUAAAUUUAGAAGCCAGGUAUUCAUUUCUAAACUCGUAAAAUAUUUUUAUUUGAAACUGUAUGUUAUGUGUUGGGAUCUCUGUGGGUUGACCUUAUUUGCUGCUAAUAUGCUCUAACCAGAUAAAUUGUAUAUUUAAACAGAUCAAAAGGAGCAAGCUAUUAAAUGGUAUCAGAAAGGCAUUGAUGAAAUGGAGAAAGGAAUAGCUGUACAAGUUAAUGGACAAGGUAAGAAGUUUUAUUUUACUCUCCUAUUAAAAGCAUAGGUUUUUUUUUUUUUCUGGUUGUGUUUAUAUGUUUAUGUACAGUUUGUUCAGAAUAACUAAGAAAAAAAAAAUCCGGUAACCAAUCUAAAUGAGAUGGGCAGCUGCAUACAAGUAAGCGACUUUAACCCUUUAAGGAUGAAACUUCUGGAAUAAAAGGGAAUCGUGACAUGUCACACAUGUCAUGUGUCCUUAAGGGGUUAAGCAGAUAGGUGUAUAAAAUUUUAAAACAUAGUACGUGCGCUCCAAAAGUACAAAAUUAUUAAAUAAAAAAACAAAACCAGAGAUAUUUCUAUAGAUAAAACAUAAGAAUACCUUUUAAUGAAAGAUCACAGCUAAAACAAUGUAUAAUUAAUAUUCCUAAAAUAUAUAACCUCUAGAUAGGGGUAUAAAACACACAAAAGUAUUAAUUGCUUACAAAAGUAGUAACACAGACUUCCCAAAUGGGGAAAAAAACAACUAAAAAAACUGCAACAGUUUCAAUUAAUAUAGAAGCAGCAUGUUGCAGCCCAGAAUGGGAAGUUUAGAAAAAACAGAGAGGGUUGAACAACUAAAUGUUGCACAUCUGUGAAUAAAUUAAUAUAAAACACUAGUAGUAAGCAAUAAUAGAUACUAGGUGUGAGAAUUAUUACAAUCAAUUGUACAAUACAAGACAAAAAAAUAUAUAAAAAAACACCAUUUAGUUGUUCAACCCUCUCUGUUUUUUUUUCUAAACUUCUCAUUUUGGGCUGCAACAUGUCUAUAUUAAUUGAAACUGUUGCAUUCUCUCCCACUUUCUCCCUCCCCCCAUUUGGGGAAAGUCUGUUACUACUUAAUUAAUGUUUGUGUGUUUUAUACCCCUAUCUAGAGGUUAUAUUCUAUCUUUUAGGAAUCGUAAUUAUACAUUGUUUUAGCUGUGUUCCUUCAUUAAAAGGUAUUCUUAUGUUUGAUCUAUAGAAACAUCUUCUGUUUCGUUUAUUAAUUAAUUUUGUAUUUUUGGAGCGCACUUACUAUGUUUUUUUAAAAUUUUAUACAGUGUAUUCAGAACUGAAAAGGUACUGUCUGCAGAGCUCAGACAGGAUUGUGUAAAGAUGUACAGAUAUGGGAAAGGCUUCAAAACAACUUUGGCUGUACUGAAGGUUCCCAAUAGCACAUUAUACUUAAAUGGAAGUCAUUUCAAACAACUAUGACUCUUUAUAGAUGUGGUCACCCAGCCAAACUGGGGAAAAUGGCAUUGGUAAGAGGUGACCAGAGAUCAUUUGUAGAAAUGGUAGAAACAUGUGUAAGGACAACCAUCAGUGUAACAUUCACCAAUCUGACUGACAGACUAGCCAGACUAAAGCAUGUCUAAAUUUUAAAUAUAUAUAUAUUUUUUGCUUUGUAAUUUACACAUUUUUUGUUUCUUAUAGGUGAGCAGUUUGACAGAGCACGCCGCUUGCAAGGCAAAAUGGCUGCAAACCUGCUCAUGGCAAAGGACCGUUUAAAGCUUCUAGGUAAUGAUUGUUUUGUUUAAACUUGCAAAAAUAACCAUUUAAUAGUUGACACUUUCUCAAAGUAACUGAUGCCAAAAUGGGGUUUACAGGCAUGCCCAGCACUAAUCAAACUACAAAGUAUUGCAUGAUUUAUGAAUUUAGUCCUUAGAAUUAGAAUUCUUUGCAUUCAUUCUGCUUCUUCCUCUUUAUAUAAUGUUAUACUUUUGUUCAAAUUAUUGUAAUGAUCUAUCUGGUACAAACACAGUUCUUGUGUAGUGUGAGUUUUAAGUGCACCUGUCAGGUCUAUCGUGAUUUGAAUUUCAAAUUUAAAGGACCACUCUAGGCACCUAGACCACUUCAGCUUAAUGAAGUGGUCUGGGUGCCAGGUCCAGCUAGGGUUAACCCAUUUUUUAAUAAACAUAGCAGUUUCAGGGAAACUGCUAUGUUUAUAAAUGGGUUAAUCCUUCCCCCAAAGCCUCUAGUGGCUGUCUCAUUGUAAAUGCUUUCCUAUGUGACCGGCUGAAUGCGCAUUCAGCCGACGGGGAGGAGAGGAGGAGGAUCGGAGGAGGAGAGCUCCCCGCCCAGCGCUGGAAAAAGAUAAGUUUUACCCCUUUUACCUUUUCCAGAGCCGGGUGGGGGCACCCUCAGGGCACUAUAGUGCCAGGAAAACGAGUAUGUUUUCCUGGCAAUAUAGUGGUCCUUUAAGGCCAAAACAGCCAAUGAAACAAUGUUCAGUUUGGAUACCCUGGCCUAAAUUUUUUUUUUUUUUUUUUUAUUCUCUUUGAAGUCUCACUUUAGUGAGCAACCUGUUGGGAUCACUUUAAAGACAGUGGGGGGAGAAACCCUGAAUAUUCCAUCUAUACAAUAUAAUGGAUACAAUUGGCAAAACAGUAUGUUACGAUGCCUCCACAUUUUCACUUGCAUGCUAGGACUUCUGGAUUGCCACUUUUAACACUGGGUGGCUGCACAUACAGCUUCUCUGUGCAUUCAAGGAUGCCAUGCUGGAUGCAGAGGAACAAUCUUAAGCGAAGUACAUCUCUUAAAGGGACAAUGUAGGCACCAUAAAUACUUCAUCUUAUUGAAGUGGUUAUAAUAUCUGGUGGACCCUGGCAUUGUCCUUCUGUUCAGCAUUAUAUUGUUUUUUUAAUGGUUUAGAAGUAAGUGUUUUAUCUCCGCCAUUUCUCCAGUGGGGGCAGGACUAUGGGAAGCAACGGACCUUCAUUCUUUAUUAAACUGCUUUAAAAAGGUGUAACAUUGAAUGUAGGGACAGUGCCAGGGACUCCCAAGUACUAUGAUAAGAUAAUUGCGAUGAACAUAUUAGUGUCUACAGUGUCAUUUUAAUUAUUCGUUAUAUCGCUGGCACAGAGUAUGGCAUGGAUUUAUGCCUACAUGAAUGUGAACUUGAUAUUCAUGGUUGAUGUUGCUCACAUUGAGAUGCCGAUGUGUUCCAAGUUUUAAACAACUGUAAAUUAAUCAGUUACUUAUUGGGAUAUGACCUUUAAUAGGUUGGAGAGAUGUUUCUUUUUUUUUUUUUUUAUAGGCCAGCAUUGGAAUAUUCCUGCUAAAAAAUUAAAAGUAUAUGUGUGCCAAGUCAUAGUAUGCAUGCAUUGCAUACACAGACACUCAGACCAUAAUGUGCAUACGAUGUGAGCGUUGUGUGCACAUUAGACAUUCCCACAGGAACGCAUUGAAUCAAUGCUUUCCUGUUGGGAUUUUGAAAAUGCUGAACGGUUUCAUUCAGUCUUCUAGAUUGCCACUAGAAGUUGUCUUAACCCUGUAAUGUAAAUAUUCAAUGGGAUUUUAAGUGGUCUGGGUUCCUAAAGUGUCCCUUUAAUCAAUAAAUAUCUUGAGCUGUAUGUGAAUAUGGCUUUGUGAAGUUUGAAUAACAUGUAAAACACCUUAGUUAUGAAUGUUGUUACUGUUUUGUUGAUGCAAACGUCUUGUGGAGCUUAAUAUUGCAUGGGCAUUUAAAAAUGCAUUUUGUGUUGCAUACAAUGUUGCACUAUUAAUACUGAAGGGAAUUUUUUUUUUUUUGCCACAGUUUAGGAUUAGAGAUCUGUUGUACUUUUCAGCGAAAUCCUUGCUUACAGCUGUUGUUUAUUAAAUGUGUAUUCCCUUUGUAAAGUACAUAAAUUCUAAUUUGUUAAGCCCCAUGAAAGUUUCUGUGGACUGUAUUGUAACUGUUUUAUAGAGGUUCACAGUAAUUACAGUUUUGAGAUCCAUUAAAAGAGGAACUUAAUGUUUUUGGGAUUUGUAUUUUAUUCCUGGCACAAACACAAAUUGUAGAUUUACACCUUGUGAAAGGACUAUACGUGUAAUACAAUCCUUUUUAUUUAUAAAAGAUUCCCUUUGGUUGGCUUUUGCAUGGGAUGUUUACUUUGGUUUAACAGCUGUUUCUAUAGCAGGCGUCUAAACCAGUUUUUCUCUGCUCACUAAACCAGAUAAUGGAGUUCAGACAUUUUUUAACAAUAAUACUGCUAGGAAAUACUACACAAAAGCAUUUUAUUUCAUUUGUUCAUGCCCCAUAAUUUCUUAUUAAUGGGCGUUUGUAAUAUUUAUUUUCAGGUGUUUGUGAGUUUUGUAAAGUAAAAUUGGCACGGUAGAAAAGAUCAGGACCGGAAUGUCGGUUUCCUUUUUUAAAGGGAUACUAUAUGCAUCAAAACAACUUUAGCUUAAUAAAGCAGUUUUGGUUUACAUAUUAGACCCCUGCAGUCUCACUGCUCAAUUCUCUGCUCAUAUGUUAACUUGCUUUUAGAAGUUUUCCUCUUGCUAUGUAAAUCGAACCUACGUGACACACAGGAGGUUCCUGCAUGUUCUAGAAGAGCAGGCGAUAAGAAAUUCUAGAUAAAACAGACUUCAAUAAAGGAACCUAGAAUAUCUUGGUUCCUUUUCAGGAAGAGUUUAGGAAAGCUGUGAAAGUCACAUGUAGGGAGAUGAGUAUAUAAACAGUGAUUUCGCUCCUAAAUAGACUUUAUAGAAUAGAAUUAAACAGACUGUAAAAGCAUGUGCUAUACAGCAGAACUGCUUUUAUUAAAGUGAUUCUAUAGUGUAAGGAAUACACGUCUCUAUUUCUUAACUCCUUAAGGACACAACUUCUGGGAUAAAAGGGAAUCCUGACGGAAUAUUUCCGUCAUGUGUCCUUAAGGGGUAAAAAUAGUUACCUCUGCGUCCCCGCCCCUUUUAAGAUUCCAGCAUCAGUUAGAUGACCUAAACUUGGCUAGCCACCAGGAACAGUCUGACUGCCACCAGAGGCAGUAUUAGUCCUGCAAUGUAAUUGUUGCAGUUUCUCUAAAACUGCAUUAAUUUACAUUGCAGGACUGAGGAUGGGUAUACUGCACUCAGACCACGUCAAUGAGCUGAAGUGGUCUAGGUGACUACAGUGUCUCUUUAAGCUAAAGUUGUUGUGGUUUCUAUAGUAUACCUUUAUUUUUUUUGUCUUUGUGCAAUCUGCUUUUUUACCUUCUUGCAUUAAACAGAACAUUUACUUGCUUAUUGAAGCAUCUUCCAUUUUUAAUAUUUUAAACGUUCAUCCCACAUCAAGGAACGUCAAAUCCCUGGUCGCCAUGGUAACAGGAAAUUUUGCUCUGGGGCCUGGGAAUUGUCAUCCUUUUAGGUAAGGUGGUCGGCCGCAGGAGCAUGGGAGCCGCCCGGCCGCAGGAGCAAUGAUCUACUCUCUGCUCCCUCGUGGGUUGUUUUGUGAUGCCGGGAGUUUGAAUAAGAUGUCGCCCCGGCAUCACAGCAGUGAGCUCACAGGGGAGCAGAGAAUGACUGCAAGAAGAUUAAAGAGCAGCCCCACUGCUGGCUCCUAACUUUUUUAGCUGGCACCUAGAUUUCAAACAAACUUGUCAAGCCCUGUCCUACAUUUAUUCUGCUGUGGUCUCUGUUGUCAUUAGUUGACUUUCAGUUAAAGGAAGCUGGGCCAAUCAGUGCUGGUUACAUAGGCCAAGGAUGGAUGUGUAAAGAUUUAUUUAUUCUAUUGGUUCGUAUAGAAUCAGUAGACUUGUGAGAACACAGGAGCAUGAAUUCAUGUGCCAAGCAAGUACAUAAAUGAAACGUCCUUGAACUUUCACACUAGGUCAGCAGAGGGCCAGACUUAAAGGGACAUUAUAGUCACCAAAACAACUUUAGCUUAAUGAAGCAGGGUUAGUGUAUAGAUCAUACCUCUGUUGUUUUCCUGCUCAAUUCACUGCCAUUUAGGAGUUAAAUCACUUUUUUUUUUGUUUUGUUUCUUUUUAUGCAGCCCAAGCCACACCUCCCCUGGCUGUGAUUGACACAACCUUAAUGAAAACAAAAUAGUUUCAUUUUCAAUCCGAUGUAACUAACUUCAAAAGUUUUUUUUUUUUUUAAUCUUCAGAUUUGUAAAUUGAACUUUAAUUACAUACAAGAGGCUCCUGCUGGGUCUAGCAAGCUAUUAACAGAGCUGGAGUUGAGAAAUUCUAAGUUAAACAGAAUUUAAAAUAAAGGAAGUGUAAACAUUAGCUGACUUUACAGGAAGUGUUUAGGAAGGCUGUGCAAGUCACAUGCAGGGAGGGAUGUCUAGGGUCUGACAAUCAAAUUGAUUUAACUCUCCUAAAUGGCCAAGAAUUGAGCAGUGAGACUGCAGGGGCAUGAUCUAUACAACAAAACAUUUUUAUUAUUUUUUAUUCUUUAUUUUUGGUGCAUGUUGCAAGGUACAAAACAUUCUUACAUGCCACUUCCAUGUGGUCAGGGUUCGGCUAUUAUACAGUUAACAUUUAAACAUCAGGUAUGGCGGUCAACAAGGUUUGCACUUUUUUGUAGGGACACAUAGAGCCAUGUUAGGGCUUAGUUUGUAAGCCCGAGGUCAUGUCUGCCGAUGGGUGUUCACGUUGUACUCAGUUGGGAUUUGUCAUGGAAGUGUUGCUUCUUGUGGUGUCUUUGUGGCAGUCGCUGGUCUAAGGAGCGUUUAGUAGGUUGUGUAGCGAUGGCUAUAAUAGUCUGGGGGUUGUCGUGUGAGGCAUGUCGAGUGAUCAGAAAUUUUAUGUUUGGGUGUUAACUAUUCCGUGCACCUGUGGUUUCUACCCCUGUACCCUGGGGUGUUUUGGGGAGGGGGGGGGGGACUUUACUUCUUUAAGUUAUCUUUCUUGUGAUCAUAGUGCAACAUUAGAGACUUAUUACACGUUAGUUACAUUCCCUAUACCUCUUAGACCUCUACUUUUUUUUAAACAAGAUGCAGUAAUGGCUACACAUGGAUUCUGACCUAUAUUGGUUCCAGUGUUCAGUGGUGUCCAGCUGACUGCUAUUGUGUUUCUAUUUGAAUAGCUGAUUUUAUUUCACCCUUAAUUGUACUGAGGUGCAGGGUAUUCUCUUGCUGAAAACCUCCAUUAGUAAAUGCAGUAUGCCAAAAGUGCACCAUCAUCGGCUUGCAGUGCUAAGACUCGCCACGUAAGACACGUGUGCAUGUUGAGGCCUAUUGAAUGGAGAAAAUCCAUGUUUGCCUGGUUUUCAGUACUUGAUUGCCUAGUUAUUUUCUUAGGCCAUUGUAAUCAGUUUUGCUAAAAGUGUUGCUAAAGGUUACACAACUGUGCUAUAAGUGAGGUAAACAGUGAAAUUGAAAAACACAAACUACAUAUGUACCUCUUUUACCACCCCUUUCCUUCAGAAGCUCUUGAUCUUUUACUGUUCUGAUCUGUUGUAACUUCUUCGCAAGAAGAUGUAUGUUGAAUAUGAGAGAUUUUGUGUGCAUAACUCCGGGACAUGGACAUGUACAAAUACACAUUUAACCCCUUAAGGACCAAACUUCUGGAAUAAAAGGGAAUCAUGACAUGUCACACAUGUCAUGUGUCCUUAAGGGGUUAAAUACAUUUUUGUUUUGUUUCACAUUGGAUGCUCUCUGGUCCAACCCACUGUUUCUCUUGAAAUCCGUGCCACAUUUCAUCAAUUGGAUGAUUCAUCUUGAGAAGCAUUUAAAGUGUUUGGUUACUCCGAACAUGAAGCCUUUCAGUUGUUUGGCAAAUGCAGUUCUAUUCCAAGUAAGUUUGUCAUAUCGAAAAAGUGGAACUGCUCACUAAGCAGAUAGCAUCCAUUGUAUAGCUGUCAUCCAUGUAUUGAAUGGGACUGUGUGCUGUGUUCCCUUGUGCUAGUCUAGCAUGUGCAAACCUGUGCCUCUAUCCUCUUACAAAUCACAACUCCGGGUAGAUUGUAAUAGCAUUCCCACAAUGUCUUGUGUGGAAAGAGGAGGAAACGCAGUUUUCUCCUUCGCAUAUAUGACAAAAGAGCUAGACUUAAAGUUGCAGUUGAUAGUUUUUAACUUUCACUGAUGUUAACCUCUGUGCAAGGAGACAGGCGUGGGUGGACCAUCCUUACACAAUAUACAAUAAGCAUAUGGUUGUUCUGGUGCUUGGAGUAUCAAUCGUAUUUAGCCGUUGUUUUUUUAAAUUUGUGUAUUUUGCACAGUACAAUAUUUUUAUAUGUUUCUGAAACUAUGAAUUGUUUUUAUUGAAUUUGAAGACUUAUAAUGUAAAAAAUUCAACACCAGAGUACGGGCAUCUAUUUUCCUUUUCUUUGUGUUUCACUAACAUGCUUGUGAUGUCUGCAUGUAUAACUUAUGCCAUUAUAUUUAAAUUGAUGUUGAAUAUUUUGCACUUUACCUCUACUACUACUACUACUACUACUACUACUACUAUAUGUCCUCUCAAGAUUGACUUAUUGGAAAGUAGGUGUUUUGCUGCUUAUGUUAAACUCUCAUCAAAAAUGUAAAAUUGUAAUUUUAAAGAGCAAGUUUUUACCCCUUCCUACAAAAAAUAAAUAAAAAUAUAAUGCACCUGAAAAAAUAGUUGAACAUGGAAUUAUUGCACGCCUGGCUCCUGCAAGUACCAUGCUUAAUUUCAAGCAAAUUUUCAUUCAUUCUCAUGUGUGAUACAAUGUUAACACUUACAGAGGAGUUACUACUAUGCAGUACAUGCUGUGAUAGUCCUUAUGGUGCUGUUGGACUGCAAUUGUGGAUCAAAGCAUUUUCCAGUGUGUAACCAAAUACUGGCUCCUGGGGUACACACAGCCCAGCCCCUUGCUUGCUUAUAGCUAUUUCUUUAAAAUUAGCAAUAUGUAUUUUGUUCAUAUUUGGACAAUAUUGAUUGGCUCGGUAUGUCAGCAGAUACACUUAGCCAAUUAUUGCUGUACAAGUAAGACCCAAAUUAUUGUUGUAAAUGCUGAAGUAAUGCAUGUGCAGUAGUAGAUGAGAUGGGUCACAGAUCCCUUCCUCUGUUAUUUAUGGUGUAAAACAAUCUAGUUGAAUAAAAAAGAAAAAAAUACUUCGGAAUUAUUGUAACAUAUUUAGAUGAUUUUUGUCAUCUCUAGAAAUGUAGCUGGAUUGCCUCUCCAUACAAUACAUUUUUACGAAAAACUAAUCUAAUUUUAUUUACUAUGGUGCGGAUUAUAUAUAAUGUCCUGUGCAUUCUAACGUUUAUAAUUGGUAACAAUGUUGCCAUGGACAGGUGGGAAUCUGGAGUGAUUGUGGGUUUUGUGAUAUGAUGUUCCAUCCAUUUUUAAAAAAAUAAUUUUUUUUUUUUUUUUUUACAUUUAUUUAUUUUGUUUGUCUUCCACGUUCAUUUGUUUUCCCUUUUAUCCUCUGCUCUGUUUGCAUAGCGAAGCUGCAAUCAGAUUCACAACCUCAGAACGCACAAAUGGAGGUCUAUAGUGACCGUACUAACCCACCUUGCACCAAUGGACAUCUGAAGCCAGGUGGGUUUAUAAUGCAUUGUUUAAUUGGAGAUGUUUGAUAGUAUUUUUGAGCUGACAACUUUUAGUUACCUUUUAUAUGUGAUAUAUAGCAUAUAUUUUUAAUAGACCAAUAAUACCCUGUAGAUUCCAUUGUUUUCUCUUAAAGGGAAUGAAGAUUCUACCCAGAGCAUUCUUAGUUUUCAUAGUGUCGAUUAUGGCAUUUUUCAGACUAUCUUCUAAUAUCAAGAUUGUAUAUAAUUUGCGAUAAGGCGCAAAGUGAGGGGAGAAAAUGGAGUUGGGGAGGAAGAAGUGCACAAUACAGUGAAUAGUUUGUUGUUGAAAACCGCAAAUGCAACACUGCAAAUGUAGGUCCUAAGCUACUAGCUUCUGCUAAAAAAUUACUCUUGUCCACUAUCAUGCUUUUCAUAGUAGUGUAUUGCCUACAGCACAUGCUUGGUAUUUGCCACACCUCCAAUCUGAUGCUUCUAAAUAAUUCCAUUGCUUCUCUGGGAGAAACAUUAACAACUUUUGGUAUCAUGCUAUGCAUGAUGGCUCUGAAAGUGAAUCUUAGUAUGUUCUGUGCAGUCCUGAAAAUAGUGGGCUUUAAAUCGAUUCUAAACUUCUUGCUUUGAUGUAAGCAUGGUUAAAUCCAUGCUCUCACCAGAGAGCCCCAGGUAUUAAUACCUGGGGCUCACCUUUGUCAGCCGGGGCAUUAUUUGGGAGCCCCAGACUGAUUGAUAAAAUGUGUGCAGCACUCAAAGCAAGCUGUGCAGCCCUUUAGUCACUGUGGCUGAAUGAUCAUGUGCAGCCACAGUGAUUCUCGGAAUCCCUUUGGAUUCUGCUAGAGGGGGAGACUCCUGGCAUCUAAAAAUAUACCCCAUUGAAAUCUCCCAGCGUGCCCCUGGGCUGUGUCUGCUGGCCAGCACCAAUCACUAUGCGAUUGGCAGUGAAAGCAUGCAGGAGCUACAGCAUGAGGUAGAUCUGCCUCUCAUGCUGCAAUUACACAGUGCAGUGGCUCAAACUGUGGAAAAAAAUUUUUUACAUUUUUUUUUUUUAUACUUGAGGGACCACAAAAGUCAUCCAUAACACAUCAACUGGGUGCAGUGGUCUUCUCUUAACCCUGCAAUGUAAACCAUUGCAGUUUGUACUAAAAUUAAAUACAUUUAUAGUGGCUGUCUUCCUGACAGUCACUACCGGUGCUUCCACUUUGCAUUUAAUCAGAUCCAGCUUCUCACAUGUGCCGAGACCUAAAAUGUGUAAAACCGAAAGAAGCCCCUAACACUUAUGAGUUGGUCAGUCAUUUUUAUAUUAACCCCUUAAGGACACAACUUCUGGAAUAAAAGGGAAUUUUGACGGAAUAUUUCCGUCAUGUGUCCUUAAGGGGUUAAAGUGGCUAUGUCACCUUCUGGGAUCUUUGCAGUGACAUUAUCUGUUGGUAUGUGGAGGCCUUGCAGUGCUUGUUAGUUCUUUGUACCUGAUGCGGUCACCUGCAGGCAUCACCAUCUUCAAUCUUUAACUCCUGGCUUUUCCAGGAGCCCACAUCAGUGCUGUACUUUUGCUCAUGGAUCCUACGAGUGAGAAUUGGUUAUUCCCAUGAGCCAUUGCCAGCGACCCCUGGCGUAAGUGACAAAACUUUAUAUUUUGCCAAACUGAGGAUUUACCAUAUGACUUUCUUACAUUUUUUGAGGGGUGGGUGGUUUACAUAGUCUCUUUAAUGUCAGUGCACACACUCCCACCCCUGCCUGCAUAUUGUAUGAUGCCCUAGCUCUGUAAAUUAAGAUGCAGCAGCAAGGUGAUCUAAACAUGUCUGUACUAUUAAAGAGGAAACUUCUUAUUUAUAAUACGUGGGGUGCACUCGAGAGGAGAUGAUUUAGGGAGAUGUAAUCUCUGCUGUGCCCCUUUUUAUAGUCAUAGAACUAUGGAUUUGUUGACUCCUUUAAUGUAAAUGUUAAAGGGACUCUCCAGUGACAGGAAAACAUACCCUGCAGUGCCACUCUCCCUUCCACCCCCAUCACAUGUUGCUGAAGGGGUUAAAACCCCCCCAGUGACUUAUCUGAAUCUAGUGCCUAUGUCCCUCAGUGCUGGGUCAGGCUCAGCCAACCCUCUCCCCCCCCGGCAAUGGCCACGUGCUCUAGACCUCCCCAAAGGAAAGCAUUAUUCAAUUCUGGGGACACUGGAGGUCCUCAUGCACAGCGUGAGGACGUCCAGCAUAUUGUAAAACACUUUUGUGUCCUAAGAACAGGGAUGUCCCUCUAUCUGAUAUGCAGCCACUAGAGGAGGACUUAAUCCUGCAAGGUAAUUAUUGCAGUUUAUUAAAAAACUGCAAUAAUUACACUUUCAGGGUUAAGGGUGGUGGGAGUUGGCACCCAGACCACUACAAUGGGCACAAGCCUGGAGUGUCCCUUUAACUAGAUGCAUAAGAUUUCCCUUCCUGAAUCACAAACCUACCAAAUACUUUUUUUAAUUUUUACAUAUUUUAAACAUAUUUCUUAACUUAUUAAAUACUCCAGUAUAUAUUGCUACUUGUAGUUCUAUGUAAUCUUAUUUUUAUUUUAUUUUUUAUUUUCGAACUUUUGAACUGUUGUGCCAUUUGCAUUAUUGCUCUGUUCUCAGGAUUGUAACCACGGCUGGUUCCCUUAUUUACCACUAUACUAUACUGUCUUAAAGCCUAGAACUUAGUAGUUCUCUGUAACCAUACAAAUCUCUUAUAAUUUUAUAUAGUUAGUGUAAGAGAUCCUCUAUUUAACAUAUAUAAAUAAUUGAGAAUACAAUUUAAAAUAAGGAUUUGUCUUGGAAGCAAUAGUUUUGUCUUUUAGAUAUUUAUUGUAUUUUAUAGGUCUAUAUUUAUAUAUAUUAGAGCAGAGUUUAUAAGGUUAAACUAAAUGCUUGCAAAUAUCAUUAAUAGGUUAACAUACCCUUCUGAACAUGUCAUCCUCUGUCAUUUUAAGAUGGAGCAGCGUCUGUCUCCAAGUCUCUCCUCUGUUUUUUAACAUUUUAAAAGUACACCUAUUUAUACCUUGGGUGUCUUCAUUUUAGGGUCACCGUAGUUCAUAUAUGAAAAAUUAACACUUCUUUUACUUGAUUCAUUUUAGGACCUCCCUUUGGCAAACAUACAAGGCCAUAACUAAAGGGUGCAUACGUCAUGGAAAUUUUCCUGACUUAGUUCAAGAUGGCAUCUUAAAGUCUGAACAUUACUACAGUAUAUUACGUACUGAAAGAGUCGUAGGAUAGCCUCGAAGCUUGUUUAUGCAUUAUUGUUAUUUGUCUGGGACAAAAUGGUGCAAACAUAUUAUGCACUGAGGUUAUUGCUUAAAGAAACAGUUAUGAAAAACAAUAUGUUCCAUUUCUAACACCUUGUCAGUUUGCAAUAUCUCUUAAAGACAAAGUACACAGUUUAAGAAAUACAACAUUUCAUUCUAAAACUUGUAAUAUUUGCAUUUGCCUAUAACAGAAUGAACAAUACUUUCCAGUAGAAAUAAAUUGUUUCACUGACCACUGAAUUGUGUUUUGUAGUGUUUUCACUUUAAAACCUAGUCUGUCCUACUUUUUCACUGCACUAGGUUUUAAAGAAAAUGCUUUUACUGUCUUUAGAAAAAUGUUUCUAUUUAAACCCAAUUCAAUCAGAAUUAGAAGGGAAAAAAGUCUGCGACUGCCUGCCUGUUAAAGCAGUAAAACCUGACCAUAAUAUUUAGUCAAAGUGCAGUUUUUUUUGCAAAAACAAAUAUAUAAAUACUAACUUUGGCUACCGUUUUGUGACUAAGUGGCUACUACAAAAGACUGGACUUACCCAAUUCUGAAUACCCUGGGAUGUCUACUUUUGUGACUGAUAUUCCAUGAUGGGGGUAAUUCUCCAUAGGCCACCUAACAAAUCUGGCAAACUGAAAUGGGAAAGCACUAUAUUUGUCCCCAUUAAAAUCUGUACAUGGGGGUGGGGUGCUGUUUUACUCAUUCGCUGAACACAAAUGAGUGUUUUAGAGCAAAGUGACAAUGAUCUCAUCAGUGAAAAGGCAUUUUGUUUUGUGAAAAAUGCAAAAAAACAAAACAAAUAUAAAUGCUAAUUUUGGCCAGGUUUUGUGGCCACUAAAAAAGACUGAACAUACCCCAUUUUGAAUACCAUGGGUAUUUUGGCAAAUGGUAUGCCAUGAUGGGGGUACAUCUCAUUCCUGGGCUGCCAUAGAGUCUCAAAGGCAGCAUAACCAACCUGACAAAUUUGAAUGUGUAAAAAAUUAAAAACAAGCCCUAUAUUUGACACUGUAAAAGUCCAAAACACCAUAUAACCUGUACAUUGUGGGUACUUUUUUACUUGUGAGACAUCGCUGAAUACAAAUGUGUAAUUUGUUGCAGUAAAAACUAACCGUAUUAUAUUAACAGUUAAAAGGCCCUGCAGAACUUCUUGAAAAAUAACAAUUUCUUAAUUUUUAUUUUGUUCAUAUGAAAUGAAAGCCCCUUUUUCUCCUGAACAAAAUGACCUAUAAUAUGGGUGGGUGUACUUAAUAUGAAAGAGUUAAAUUAUGGUUGGACAGACACAUGGGGCAAAUUCCAGGUUUUGCUUAAGUUUUGUUUUGAUCACAAUUUGUACAGCUGACUCUGCCAUUAAGGGGCUAAACACAAAGCUAUAAUGGAGAAGCAAUGUGUGGAAACCCUAAGUACACUUUAUGAUUCAAUAACUUGUAGAGCCACCAUUUUGCUAAAUAAAUAAUUACAUGGUGUAAUAUGCAUUGUGUUGUUAAUCUGAUGUUUAAGAGUGACCUGCUAAAGAACAGAGUAUGUCCUGGUAUGUAGAACCAAAGAAUUCAGAGGGUGUACUUUCCUUGUGACUGUAGGUGACUGUUUUUGCUCUUUCUUGUGACUCUGAUCUCUAGGGUAAUUGUUGUACUGGAAUUGUAUUCAUAUGAUUGCCUCAAUAGAGUAGUUGUCUUUGGAACAAUGUAUUGUUUGUUUUUCUGUAUUGUAAGCCUAGGAUUCUGAUCUAAAUUUUUUUUUUUUCCCCUGUGACUGGCAGAUCCAAAAUCUGUAAACCAGCCAACGGGUGACUGCUAUGGUUUCCAUUUCCAGUUUUCUCAGACAUAGAAAAAAAAACAACUUUUUUUUAAAUUAAUUUUUUAAUUGGUUGAUUAUACAUUCUGUAUUAUACAAGGCAUGAUUUUUUUUUAUUUAUAUGUCCUGCCCAAGAGCAUAAUGGUAUAUGUCUUGGAAACAUGUUAUAUCUUGAAAUUCAGCAAUGGUGCUUGUUGCAGGUGAUAAACUAACUGUUCAAUCUCUCAACAUGUUGUUUGCUUGUUAGGCAGAUGCAAAACCCUGUCACGUUUACAAGUUAUUCUGCUGGGUGCCAGUUGCUGUUUAGUUCUCGGGGAGGUUGUGUGUUUGUGUUUUUUUUUGUUUUUUUUAAGUACUUAUUGGCUUUCUCUGUCUUGCCUUGCUUCAGUUUGAUAGCGAGCCAGGUAUUUUCCUUCUUGACUGACUGUCUGAAGAAUCCUAGUAUCUUAGAACCUUUUUAUGUUUUGACUUCCAGUGCUGAGGGGCACUCCUGCCUCAGAUAUAGGAUUGUAGGCUAUUGGUCCAUUUCGGUGCUUAUUCUAAAUGGAAUUAAAAAUGUUCUGUAAGGCAACAUUAUAUAAUCUUCGUCCGAGGCCCAUUUAAACCCAAUGCAAUCAGAAUGUACUUGAUGAUCUAUAUUUAAUGUUACAAAAUAUUUUGACUAGGAUUUUUAAUCUACAUCUAUAUAUCUAGCUGUCUUUCUCUAUUUAGAUCUUUACUGUAUAUCAAAAAGAGUACACCCAGGAAAACCAGCUUCAAAGCUCACAACAUUUAUAGUUUAAGAACACCUCACUUGGGCCAAAAUGAUGGGGUUUAGUUACAGUAUAUCGUCUGGGGUUUCUGUAUCUUUUGUGCAGAGAGAAUUUGCCAGCAUUUUGGUUCUAGACUGCCAUUUUGGGCUAGAUCAGUCUGAUGUAUAGUGGUAUAGGUUCACUCAAAACUAUUUUAUUUUAAAAAAUUCUUUAUUUUUGUUGUGUUUAGCAUAAACAGACAUUCCUGCUUUGCCACGACAGCAGAUGCAAGCGUUUUAAUAUACAUAGUAGAACAAUCGCAUGGCAUAGAAUUUUCCUGCACAUUUUUGUAGUAUUAAUAGUAGAUGAGAACAAUGAAGCUGCACUUUGUGUUUGAGAACAUUAAAACAGAAUAACACAGGCUGAUAUAAAGGUAGCUCAUAGAAACUGUAGGGUAUGUACCAUCAGGGAUGUAAAACUGGUUUGGACUUAUGUGGUAGGAAGGUCAUGGGGUGCUUUCCACUCCACUGUCGCCGUUUGGUAGGGGUUAGCCGCCGUGGUGGUAUUGCCAUUGACCUCUCCAGCUCCUGCCACUCAGGUGCUGCACAUAGCUGAUCUAGAAGUGUUGGCAGCCUGCCACCAUGAAGUAUAGGGUCAGUGUUGCUUGUAGGAGUCAUCGUGGUGCCGACAGCCGCCAUCUUAGGUAAGCGGAGUUUCACUGCUUCCUCCCGCCUGUGGUUUGUGUAUGUAGGUCUAGGCUUGUAGUGAUGCCAUGGUGGACCCAGGAUGACGCCCGCUGGUCCAAUGGUGGGAGGUGGGGGAAAGAUCUGCGAUGCCCUACAGGACUUAGGGGUUGGAAGACCGGCCGCGUCUCCCACCCCGCAUCGACUGCUAGGCAGACCUGCCUCGGCAAGUGCAUCCGGAGAGUCCAUGAUGCCCCAGCCCCGUUCCCGCUGAGGGCUCUGUGGGGUGCGUAAGUAAGGUACCCGUUUAGCUCAGCUGUGUGGCAUCAAAUAAGGCUUAGCCGGCCACUUGAUCAGAGCUCCGGGUGGAUGCGACUUUGUUAAAAUAGGAUCUCCUCAAAAAAAAAUGGGGAAUCAGUUGCAGUCACUCAUAAGUCAGUUUUUUUUAUUUUUUUUUAUUUUUAUUUCUUCCUUUUUUCACUCAGACAGCUACCACUGUCCUCUGGAUCCAGUUACUACAUGGAGAUUAUAUUCCUUCAUAUUCCCUGCAAGUAUUUUCUACCUUUUUGGCUCUCUAGAUCAUUUUGAAGACUGGUCUUUACCUGCAUCUCAUUUUGCAGUAGAACCUGGUAACUCAAAGCACAUCAUAAGAACAUUUAUGCCCCCAGUGUAGUGUCCUAUUUAUAUUUUGUAGCAAAUAUCAUAGAAUGGGGUAUUUCGGCACUGGGCUUUUUACUAUCAAUUUUUAGAGUAGGUAAUAAGCAAAUGUUGCAUUUCGUUUACAGAAAAAAGUAUGUCACUGUAAACCUUUUAUUUAAAAAAAAAAAAAAAGAAAAAAAAAAAAUUCUUCUCCUUUAACCAAGAAAUGUAAGCAAAAGUUGAAUAAAUCCCCCCACUCACUCUCCUACCGCUCAGAGCUCUAGUAGAAUGCAAGGAGAGCGCAUACUCAGCUGAGCAGAGCCCCAAAAAUAUUAGCACAAGCACGAAUGUUGUCCACAAAUAUUAAGAGAUGGUGUACGAACAGAGAGCAGUUUGCCAUGCAUCCCCACCAUCAAUAAAAGGCAACCGUCAACACCCAUCAUCCAUCCAAUAUAUAGCGUCAAAAAAAGUCUACCAAAAUUAUAGUAGACUCAAUCUAGCUGUGCCUCCAGCUUUGAAUGUAAUAUUCAGUAGCAUUUAGUUUGCCUGUCUAGGUAUUGGCAUGGACAACUUCUCUAACAUUUUUGCUCCUUUAGUUUCAACAACAAUCAAUACUCCUCUAGAUCCAAUGCUAGUUCUGAACUUGCUUUGGAAUAUACCUUUAACUCUCUUCCUACUAUUCAUUCAUUUUACAUCUUCAGCAUUAUUGCAGUCUCAUUAAUGCCCUGUGUGUACCAAACUCACAUUUAUAUUGUGCACAACCUGUAUUAUCUUUUAAUUCAAUACCUUUCUGUAUAACUGUAUAACAAAAUGUAAUAAACUAUACAUUGAAUAUAAAUCUGGAUAGAGUUGCAAAAGGGGGGGGGGGGAGGGUAUGCACUAAAUCCUGGCAUUAUAAAUAAGACCAAUAUAUGUUUGCAGGUCAUUUAACACUUGGAUUUGUAUUGAAGUUGGUAGAUCAUAUCCAUGAUGCAUAUACUUUGUCAUUAUAUACUGUAGUUCAUUUGGGGUUUAAAAUAGAUGCAUCUUGAAAAGUAUGAGGAUAAUUCUUAGAGUACAUUUCUAUUGUUUCUCGGCAGAUAAUGUCUUAUGUUUGUAGAGGUUCUUCAAUUUCUAGACUAGUAGUGUAGCUGUAAAUUUAACUUGCUUAACAGCAGGUCCUUGCAACUUCUAAUUUAUUGAUGGUUUUUCCUGUUGGGUAGCAACCUGCAACCCUCCAGCAUAUUUGAACUGGCUGCUGAUCUGGUGACAGCACAUAUGUGUAUAUUGUUUAUAAUUAAGAUUUCAAAAUCUCUCUCUCCUAUCUCAAGUAUGAAGUCUUCUUAUGCUGCUAUUGCUCUAACAUUGAUGCAUUUAUUUGUUUUCCUGUCCUCAGAAAAGGGGGCCAUCUCAAAAAAGACAGUACCACCAGCCCUUACAAGUACUGCCUCUCGUGGAAGGAUAUUACCCAAAAGUGCAUCAACAGGAAUUUCAAAUACACAUAGGAGUACUAUGGACACGCCAUCUUCAGCCAGAUUAGCAGGAACUCGUACAUCUCCUAACAGGGUAUGCAAGAGGUGAAUUUUUAUUCCUGAAACCUCCGUAUUAAGUUUGAUAGUUGGCAACCGUUGAAAUUGCUCUAAAACACACCUGCAUCUCUGAAGGUUUUGUUUUCUUUUUCUUAAAGGUUUCACAACGAAAGUGCUCAGGAACAGAGACUGAUAUAUUAUAAUUGCGUACUACAGACAUUCUAGUCAGUUAAUAUUACCUUAAAAAUUAUGAUGUCCAGUGUUUUAUUUUUUUUUUUAUUUUUUUUUGUUUAUUUUUAUCUUAAAUGGCAUUCAAAGUAGGAAUUCUGAAAAUGGGUGAUAAAACAACCCAAGACAACUGACUGCAUCCUGAGAAUAUGCAAAACAAUAUAUAAUUAAGGGUAGGGAACCACUCUGGAGGCUUGUGUAUUUGCAUACUACUAGAUCUCAUAUUUUACAUGAAAUGUGUUAAUGAAUGUAAGUAGUACCAACCAGUUUCUCACUUUUCUUCUUUAAAGGGGACAGGAGGAAAACCAAGCACAAGACCACAUGGCAGAGCAACAACACCAACUACAGCAGUUAAGAAAAAGGACAUUAAGAAUUUAAGAAAUGUAGAUAGCAGCCUUGCAAAUAUGAUUCUCAAUGAAAUUGUUGACGGGUAUGAUUUUAAUCACUCAACUCUUUGUGCAUGUUGUAUGCCCUAAUGCGUGCCGUUACCUAUGGGAUAUUGUAUCUCCUAACUGGAGAGGUUGGGCCAAAUAAAGGAAGUCUCAUAGAAACCAACUUCUUGCACCUUCCCCUGGAAUUUGCUUAGUUAUGGCUUUGUUGAGCUUGAAAGCUUAUUUUUUAUUUUUUUUUACUUUGAUCUAGGUCUUCACUCAAUGGAUUUUUCCCUUCAGAUUAGAGGCAGUGCUUUGCAACUGGGAUUUCAUCACCUGGAGGGAAAAAACAGGCAGGCAAUCUCCCAAACUUUUCAAGAACCUCCCCCAAUUAACCUUUGGCCUUAUAAAUUGCUUCCUACCCAAGACAUCCCCAGUUCUUUGCCUGCCUCCGGCAGAGGAGGGUGUCAGGUCCAGGUUUUCUCCCUAGAAGUAUGGUGAGAGGGAUGAGGCUCUGGAGGCUCUACUUCUUUUAAAUACAUUUUUCAGAGAUCGGCCAGGCAUAACACACCAGACUGCUGUAUCUCCCCCGGUUGGAUUACUAUACCGAGCCAGGUGCCGGGCAGACGAUGGUGCGCAUUUGGGCACUAGCUGGGAAGUCCUGGCGGUGGAACACUCGUACAGGUUACAUUUAUUUCCACAGUUGAAUCGCGAAAUGCGAUUUAAAAUUCAGGCGCCAAUAUUUUUAUUAUUUUCUCUCUCCUGGGUCAAGAUGUUGGUUUACAGGACUUAGACAGGCUGUUUACCCAGCAGCAACUGUUGCCAGGUGCACUCAGAAUCUGUUGCAAGUGUGUUCUCACCAACCUCUAACACACUCUGAGGACAUUUAAGGUAAGCCUUUUUGCUUUUAUCUUAAAUGACUCUAGCCUGAAUAAGUUUAAUUAUCUGUGCUGCAAGAUGGAUAAGCUAAAAAAGCGCAAAUGUUUCUAAGUUGGAGAGUUUUUAGCUUCUCAUCACUUAAAGAUCAUUCCUAAAAUCUUAAAACAAAUAGUGCUUUGAAAGUGUAAGCACUUAGUAGAUCAGGCCCAUAAUAGAUUAUUCUUUGAGUAAAGCCUAUAAAGGGUACUCGAUAAGAAUAUACUUCUACAUAAUUAUAUUUGGUAAAUUUAAGUUUCCUUUCUGGCUCAAAAUAGCUGCUACACAGUGAUUAGUUAAUAUGGGUUUCAAUAUCACUAAUUGCUGCAACAGGGUCUGUAAUUAAAGUGAAGUGUUCUGGUAGAAUAUAUUCACAGAGCAAGACCCGUAUGACUGUUGGAGGAUUAUCCUCUGUAUGUUAUCCUUAGGAGGCUGAUAUUUAAAAUCUGGUUUUGGUUAAGUUAAUAUACUGUUGUAGCAGAUGGAUUCUUUAAAUGUCAGGAUCCUAGCUGCAGUGUUUAUUUUCUUAAAACAUGCAGUAGGCUUUUAGCAAUUGCUGUAGACAAAGCUCUGUUGCAAUUAGCAUUCUCACCACCUCAACUAGUUUCACCUAAUAUCAGUUUCUAAAAUGGCAGUCUGUUUUUCAGAUGGGGCAGAACUUUUCCUGUGCUUCACUCCAUGGUUGCACAUUUUAUGUUUUGUCUUAAAUUCCAAGUCCUAUGUUGUCAGUUACAAAGACAGGUUUGAGCUAACUGACUAUUGGAAUGGCAGUUUUAAAGAAAAUGCUUCCUAAUAUUGGUUCCUGCAGAGUUUGCAUCAAACAGGUUUUGAAAUGCAGUUGCAGCUAUUCUGUCUGCUCUAGCCUCUGCUUCCCAAAUACUGCUAAGGAAAGCCUAUAGCAGGUAAGGCUGUUGGUUGGUAUUGCAAAUGUAAAUAAUUACUUCUACUAUUGAUUCCUGCAGAGUCUGCAUCAAACAGGUUUUGAAAUGCAGUUUGCAGAUAUUCUUUCUGCUCUAGCCUCUGCUUCCCAAUUACGGUUAAAGGACCACUAUAGUGCCAGGAAAACAUACUCGUUUUCCUGGCACUAUAGUGCCCUGAGGGUGCCCCCACCCUCAGGGACCCCCUCCCGCCCGGCUCUGGAAGGGGAAAGGGGUAAAAACUUACCUUUUUCCAGCGCUGGGAGGGGAGCUCUCCUCCUCCUCCCGCCUCCUUCUCGCCCAUUUGAAUGCGCACUUGUAGCGGCAAGAGCUCUUGUAGCGCAUUCGGCUUGAUCUCAUAGGAAAGCAUUUACAAUGCUUUCCUAUGAACGCUAACGCAUCUCCUGUGAUUUUCACAGUGAGAAGCACGCAUAGCGCCUCUAGUGGCUGUCAAUGAGACAGCCACUAGAGGAAGGGGAAGGCUUAACCCAUUCAUAAUUAUAGCAGUUUCUCUGAAACUGCUAUAAUUAUGAAAAAAUGGGUUAACCCUAGAAGGACCUGGCACCCAGACCACUUCAUUAAGCUGAAGUGGUCUGGGUGCCUAGAGUGGUCCUUUAAGGAAGGCCUGGAUCAUGGGUAUUGUCUUAUGCAGACUGUAUAUCUAUGUAAUCAGUCUCGCUUCGGCCAAUAAAGAUGGUAACCUGUAUGAACUAGUCUCCAUAGAAAAUUAUUUCUUCCUCAUGUUUUCUGGGCUUGAAGCAAGUUCUAGUACAGCUGCAGGUCUAUUGAUUAAGGAUAGUUCCACCAAGUUCAAUUUAUACCCUGCACUGCCAUAGAUAUGGUAUGACAGGGAUGGUUUACUGCCUAGGUUUGUUUGCCGUUUUCGUUUAAGAAAGAGCUUAUGGCAAUUGCCACUUAAGAUUCUCUCACAAUGCAAAAUGUUGCCAUCCAUAAAUUUGUUGAAUCUCUACAAUACUGCUUCCUCAGGGGUACCUAAUUCAUUUUUGUACACCAGCCCCUAAAGGUUUAGGGUGUUUUUUUUUUGAAGGCAUACAGGUUGAUGCUAAUCAAUCUUCUGAUAAAGAAUUCAGUUUACAAGAAGUGUGCAGUUCUGGUGUUUGUCAAGGAACCGUUCAGGUGUAAACAUUUUUUGACAAGGGUUUUUGACUCUCAGAAUGGUAAUUCCCUGAAGAAAAAAAUUGUGGUCUCUCUGUCCUUAUCACCUGAAAUCUCUCUUCUACUUUAGUAGACCAGAUACUAGGGAAAUUAUUUUGGUCCCCCUCUUGUAAGAACCUUCUUGGUCUCUUCAGCUUCUUUAGGCAUAGCACUGUUUACAGGUCCUUCAGAGGCCAGAUACAGUUGCUGAUAAAAUUUUACAGUAAAAUACUUCGGUCAUUCCUUUCUGAACCAGGCAGAAAUGAAGGAUGCCAGACGGCUCUUACUUUUUGUUCUAGUUCUCAAAUCGAUCGUUCAGAAUUUUACGACUGAUGCUUCAGGUCUCAGCUAGGUUCUCAUAGGGUUGAAGGAAAAUUAGCUGAGAUGUUUUGAAAAAACGUAUCCAACUACAUAGGACCGAAGGCUAUCUGGCUAGCUCUCUUUGCCUUUCAGAUAAAGACCAGGUAUUAUCUUGUCCAGAUCUGGUCGGAUAGUUCUACAUCGGUAGCAAUUAUGUACAAACAAGGUCUUCUUGUUUGAAAAAUCUUGUUCCAGGAUAUGCUUGGGUUAGUUUUUCUUAGGUCUAUUCACUUAUGCAUAGAACUUAAUAUUCCUCUGUUUAGCUGUAGCAUUGAGUAGUCAACAUUUAAUACAAACCCAAACGAUAGGAAGAAUUUGAUUAUCCGGUUAUGGAACUGGGACUUCUAGUUCAGAUAGCAUGGUGUUUCAUUGGACAAGCUUGGACAGACCACUAAGCUUUGGUUUCCUUUUCUUUCUUGGGAAUUCCAGUCUAACCUAUAGUUUCCUCCUGGUUCCCUAUUCCCCAAGAUCCUAUAGGAUGGAAAAGGUGAGAAUUUUAGUCUUCCACCCUUGGUGGCAAGUAGCUGUUUCACCGUUCAUCUAAAAUUAUCCGGAGGAAUCUUUGGGGACCUUACCUGUAAAUGGGCAUCCUGGAAUUCUCAAGGGUACCUCUUCUCAACGUUGUAAUUCAUGCUGACGACCUGGUUCAGGUAUACCAGAUACUGAAGGAUAAUGUUUUGUCUCAGGAAAUUAUUGACCAUUUUUUACUAUAAAUGGAUCUUGUUCCAAGAUUUAUUCCAAAUAUGGAAGGUGGUGUUUUUUUUAAGAUAUUGGUUCAAAGAAAAGCAUGCAUCUGCUUCCAAGUUUUUAUCCUAUUGUUUUUUUUUUUUUUUUCUUCGUAUGGGCUUUCCGGAUGGUUUAAAGCCAGAGAUCCUCAAGGUCAGAUUUCGGUUAUCAGUUGAUUUUUCAGAGGUUUGUCUCCAAAUCACCAGUAUCUCCUAGGCUCUUUCCUGGUUAGUUCCUAUCUUCAGGGAAUCUUUUCCCCAGGGGAUCUUCUUUUGGGGUUUUUAACUCUGCUGAUUUGAGACUUCACUCUAGGUCUUUGGGGGGUAGUCGCCCAAAAUAUUUUUGGGAAGAAGUUCAAGUUUCCAUUUUCAGCAGGAGGUAGUGGAGUUAAGUUGGAUUCUUCAAUUCUUCCCAAUCUUCCAUCUGUCAUUAUUUUUCUAUCUUAUCCCAACAGCGUUCUAGGGUCUUGGAAUUCUAAUUGCCUGGGCGUUUAGUUCUCGUCUACAGUACCUUAAAGGUCUGCAUUCAUUUGGGUUUUUUCUUAUCUCACCUAUCUCCAUUGAAGCUCCUUCGAUCACAGUUAUGUUCAGAUCGGAUGCCUGAGGGCUUCUGCUAUACAUUCUCUCGAAUUCCUAACAGCCACGAGGUGAUCUCUCAUUUCGGUCUGUUGACCUUGGAAGAUACAACUUUGGUCGCAGGUUUUUUGUAGGGAUCGACCGAUAUUGAUUUAUUAGAGCCGAUACCGAUACAGAUAAUCUGCGAACUUUCAGGCCGAUAGCCGAUAUCUUGCCGAUAUUCUGUACAUUUACUAUUUUGAAUAAAUAAACUAAUUCGAAAGGUAAAUGCACAAAAUAUACAUGCCACAUGUAGUGGAUGAAGUGUGUUUAGACAUGGGAACUGUGUGUGUUUGUGUAGUGUGUGUGUGUGUAGUGGAUGCAGAGUGUGUGUUUGUGUAGUGUGUGUAUAAUGAAUGUAGUGUGUAUAUAAUGCAGUGUGUUUUAUGUAGUGUGUGUGUGUAUAAUGCAGUGUGUUUUUGUGUAUGUAUGUAAUGCAGUGUGUGUGUUUGUGUAGUGUGUGUGUAUGUAAUGCAGUGUGUGUUUGUGUAGUGUGUAUGUAAUGCAGUGUGUGCUUGUGUAGUGUGUAUGUAAUGCAGUGUGUGUGUAGUGUGUGUGUAUGUAAUGCAGUGUGUGUAGUGUCUGUCUGUGUAGUGUGUAUGUAAUGCAGUGUGUGUGUGUAUGUAAUGCAGUUUGUGUAGUGAUGUAAUUUUUGUAAUUUUAAUAUUUUUUUUAAUAUUUAAAUGGUUUUUUUUGUUUAGUCCCCCCCCUAGUGUGUGUUUGUGUAGUGUGUAUGUAAUGCAGAGUGUGUGCAGUGUGUUUGUGUAGUGAUGUAAUUUGUGUAAUUUUUUAUUUUAAUUUUUUUUUAUAUUUAAAUGUUUUUUUUUUGUUUAGUCCCCCCCUAAUGUGUGUUUGUGUAGUGUGUAUGUAAUGCAGAGUGUGUGCAGUGUGUGUUUGUGUAGUGUGUGUGUUUGUGUAGUGAUGUAAUUUGUGUAAUUUUUUAUUUUAAUAUUUAAAAAAAAAAAAUAUUUUUUGUUUAGUCCCCCCUCCCUGCUUCUUACCAGGGAGGGGGAUAUAGUAUCCCCUGGUGGUCAAGUGGCUUGUUAAGUACAGUGGUGGCUCAGCAGCAGCAAGCGCUGACUUACCACCUUGCAAGCAGCUCCUACAGCUCCCUGUGUAAAUCUCACGGCUCUUAGUGCCGCGCGGAGCGUUGCCAUGGUAACCCGUGGCAACGCUCUGCGGCCGCGGGUCUCGCGAGAUUUACACAGAGAGCUGCUGGAGCUGCUUGCAAGGUAAGUCAGCGCUUGCUGCUGGCCCCCACAGGACCGCCGGGCUUGUAAUGGGCCCGGCGGUCCUGUUAUAUAUUAUCGGCAAUAUCGGUAUCUAAAUUGGCCGAUACCGAUAUUGCCGAAAAUACCAAAUAUCGGCCGAUAAUAUCGGCCAGACCGAUAAUCGGUCGAUCCCUAGUUUUUUGCAGUGAGUUUUGAGUACCACCCUAAGGGAUUGCUUUUGGAUAUCCCAGUUGUAAAGCACUGCUUCUAAUCUGAAGGGAAAAAACAUCAAUUUUUACUUACCGUAAAUUUAUUUUUCCAGAAGAUUAGAGGCAGUGCUCACUUCACCCCCAAAUUUUUUAAUAGUCCGAGUGGUGCAGUUAUUCAGAUUUUGUAAUUUCUGGGGAUGUCUUGGGUAGGAAGCAAUUUAUAAGGCCAAAGGUUAAUUGGGGGUAGGUUCUUGAAAAGUUUGGGAGAUUGCCUGCCUGUUUUUUCACUCCAGGUGAUAAAUUCCCAGUUGUAAAGCACUGCCUCUAAUCUUCUGGGAAAUUUUUUUUUUUUUUUUACGGUAAGUAAAAAAAAAUUUUUUUUUUUUUUUUUUCCCCUAGGUGUUGGUAGCAUCUGGCAUUUCAGAUGUGUGCUCCAUCUCCCUUAAUGCUGUCACUACAGCAUUACAGAUGUAGUAUACAUCUGGAGUUGCGAAGGUUGCCUAUCCCUGUUCUACUCUGAGUACUUUGUCGAAGUAAGAGCAGGAACGAUAGAGACCUGGACUAGCACUAGAGAACCUUUAGAGCCCUUUGUGGGCUACUAAUAUCAUGGUACUGCUUCCUUUCUCUUCCCUCCCUUUCUCUUCCCUCCCUCUUCUCUCUUCCCCCUUCUCUCUCUCCCCCUUUCUCCCCCCUUUCUCUCUCCCCCCCUUCUCUCCCCCUUUCUCUCUCCUUUCUCUCCACUUUCUCUCUCCCCUUUCUCUCUCUCCCCCUCCCUUUCUCUCUCUCCUCCCUUUCUCUCUCUCCCCCUCCUUUCUCUCUCUCCCCCUCCUUUCUCUCUUCCCCCCCUUUUCUCUCUUCCCCCCUUUCUCUCUUCCCCCCACUUUCUCUCUUCCCCCCUUUCUCCUUUUCCCCCUUUCCUCUUCCCCCGCUGUCCCCCCUUUCUCUCUUCCCCCCUUUUCUCUCUUCCCCCCUUUCUCUCUCUCUUGCCCCCCCUUUCUCUCUCUUCCCCCUUUCUCUCUCUUCCCCCCCUUUCUAUAUAUUUCCCCCUUUCUCUCUUCCCCCCCUUUCUCUCUCUUCCCCUUUCUCUCUCUUCCCCCUUUCUCUCUCUUCCCCCCCCUUUCUCUCUCUUCCCCCUUUCUCUCUCUUCCCCCCUUUCUCUCUCUUCCCCCCUUUCUCUCUCUUCCCCCUUUCUCUCUCUUCCCCCCUUUCUCUCUCUUCCCCCCUUUCUCUCUCUUCCCCCUUUCUCUCUCUUCCCCCCCCUUUCUCUCUCUUCCUCCCCUUUCUCUCUUCCCCCUUUCUCUCUUCCCCCUUUUCUCUCUUCCCCUUUUCUCUCUUUCCCCCCCUUCUCUCUUCCCCCUUCUCUCUUCCCCCUUCUCUCUUCCCCCCUUUCUCUCUUCCCCCUUUCUCUCUUCCCCCUUUCUCUCUUCCCCCCCUUUCUCUCUUCCCCCUUUCUCUCUUCCCCCCUUCCUCCUGCUCCCCCCCUCUCUCUCUUCCCCUUUCUCUCUCUUCCCCCCUUUCUCUCUCUUCCCCCCCCCUCUCUUUCUCUCUCCCCCCCUCUCUUUCUCUCUCCCCCUCUCUUUCUCUCUCCCCCCCCUCUCUUUCUCUCUCCCCCCUCUCUUUCUCUCUCCCCCCCCCUCUCUUUCUCUCUCCCCCCUCUCUUUCUCUCUCCCCCCCUCUCUUUCUCUCUCUCCCCCUCUCUUUCUCUCUCCCCCCCUCUCUUUCUCUCUCUCCCCCCUCUCUUUCUCUCCCCCCUCUCUUUCUCUCCCCCCCACUUCUCCCACCCCCCCCAGAGGAAUGUUAAGCCCAAACCGUAAUUGCACAGUUAUUCCUUUAAGAAUCCUAUAGUGAGAAACUCUGUAUGCAUGCCACAAAUAUAUCCUUCAAGCUGUGUCCUGCCUUUUUUCUUCCCAAAAUUGACUUACUGAUAUGCCCGUUGUUUGCUCACUGUGGUGUGACUAGCUGUAUGAAGCAGUCUCCUCUGAACUCAAUUUGCCCAUGUGCUAGGUGAUUCAAUGGAUCUAUUUUGACUUUCCAAUUUGAAAGCUCUGUAACCGAAGAUGGCCAGGGUUCUAAGUCGACGCUUCUGAUCGCUUUUUCACACACUACUUUCUUUGGCUUGGAUUUAGAAGUAAUAAUUUAUAAAGUGUCUUGAGGUUUUUUGCUCAAGACAAAUCUGCCUGCUGGUCAGCUAUGUUUUUAACCUGUGAGCACUCAGGAUUGUCAUCUAGUGCACACAUGUAAUUGCUUGAUCUUCAUAUGACUUGAAUGCUCACAUGCUCAGCACUUCCAUAAGUUUGCAUAUGAAAUUACUGACUGGCAAAAAAAUGUUUUUAGUGAUAUUAUUUUCCAUUUAUUUGUGUGCUUUGAUGGAUGUAUUUUGCUUUACCUUUAUACAUUUUACCCCUGCAUUGUUGCCAAGUGUAAAGGUUUCUGUUCUGCAAAUGUCUAAUUUAAACAGUUGUGUGUUUAACCAUGCAGUGGUAAAAACUAUUUUUGUGCAGAUGGAAUUUCUUUCACAUGCAUGGCUAGCUCUGUUAUUGUUGGUUCUAAACCAUUUAAAUGUUUUCUUUAUUAUACUCCAAGGAUUUAAACCAUUUUUGCAUCUACCUCUUUUUUUUUUUCAGUGGUCCAGCUGUUAAAUUUGCUGACAUUGCAGGACAAGAGCUAGCUAAGCAGGCCCUGCAGGAGAUUGUUAUUCUCCCUUCUUUAAGACCAGAGGUAAACCGUUUUUCUCUUAUGUUUCUAUGCACAUAUUUCCUUUAAGAGCUGUAUAUAGCAUUGCUUACCUGCUGCCCUCGCUGUGGUGGGGGUGUUGGAUGUUAUACUGCUUUUACACCCAUGUUCUACUGCCACCCCUUUUCUGUAACAAUUGGCCCUUUUUGAACAUUCGGACUACACUGCUUUUCCCUGUCACCUAAAUAAAAAAAAAUCUAGAGAUAUAUUAAGGAUUGGAUAUUAAGCAGCCAAAAAAUGUUACAAUAUUAUGAAGUUAUAAAGUCCUCCAUGAACACCUAACCGGUCAUAAAAAGAGAAACUGAUCGUGGUGUUCCAUGAAGCUAUAUUAAUGUGUGCAUAUGUCACAGCUAGUGGAGUGCACCUGUAUCCAAAGGAUACAAAAUAUCCUUGAUUUGCACAAACAUUCUCACUACCCCAUGGGUCAUUAGUAUGAGUGUAGUGAGCCAAUGAACAGAGAAAAAGAAUUAAGAGAGAGGAGAUUAGGAGAAGGGGUGCCAUCUUUGAGGUAGUGUGACAAGAUAGCAUUCAAGUGUUGGUUUAGCAACCAAGGGUCCCAUAUUUAUUAAUUUUUACAUUUUGGAGUUGUGCCCAUCUCAACUCAACUGUGGCAAUAAUUUUAAGGUUAAUUUAAUCAAAAUGUACCCGUCUUUAAUUUUAGACUAGCUUUGCUGUGCAUGACAAGAAAAUAUUAAAGGGACCCAGACUACUUCAGAUCAUUGAAGUGGUAUGGGUGCAGUGUCCCUGUCCCACUUAGUCCUGCAAUGUAAAAAGUGCUAAGACUGCCUCUAGUGGCUGUCUACCAGACAUACACUAAAGGCGCUUGCGGGAAUUUACCUGUAGGUGCCUAACUCACACUCUGCAUGAGGAAAUUCAGCAUCAGUGAAACCCUCAUAGGAAAGCAUUGAUUCAAGGAGGGGACCAGAGGACACUAUAGGGUUAGGAAUACAACUUCUUAUUCAAUUCUAUAGUGUUCGGAAUACAAAGUAAAUUUUACAAUUUUUUUUUUUUUUUCUUGCUCCAAGUAUGUUUGCCUACUCCAGUAGCAUUCUGUCUCACUAAGGACCCCCUGAAUUAUCACCAUUAAAUUUUUCAAGGCAAUGUUUUUUUCAGUGUGUUUUUUUUUUUUUUUUCCAAGUACACAUAUCUGUUGCUAUUGAUUACAUUCUUUCUUAAAUACUUUUUCUUUAAAUUUUUAACAGAUUGUGACCAUUAAAUAACAAGAAAAAUUAUAACAUUAAUAAAAAUUACAAUAAACCGAGAUGGGACAAAAAAGGGGAGGAGGGGUGGUCAGGAAGGGAUCCUUAUGUUUUAUACAUAUAUAACCAUUUAUACCAUGGUUAAUAAUCGGUUGUUUUUAUUUUUUUAGUCGAAUAUUGGGAAUUUCUAGUAAUUUGGGAUACAAUUGGUGGAGAAUGUACAAUAUACACAGACAAAUACAAGAGGUAGAGAGAGCCUUGCCUGUAAGCUGAUCUCUAGCCAUUGAAGCUCCGUUAUACAAAGUGCUUAGUUAGAUGGCCCGUGAGCUUACAAUCUAAAGGAUACCAUGGGGAUUUGAGACAAGAGGCAGCAGGGGAAAUUUGGAGGUGAUGGCUAAAAGCGUUAACAGAGAGAAGCAGCUAUUGUUAAAAUAUAAAGGGAAUGAAGAGGUAAUUGAGGGAGAAUCUCAAACAGCUGGAGGAGCAUGCUAUAUAUUUAGGGGGAACAGCCAUGAGUUUUGGGUGUUGCUGCAGGACGUUAAAUGCAGAGUUUCACGGAGUAUGAGUUGUGAGGUGAGCCCUUGGCACAAAUCCACCAGAUAUGGGGCAUAUAUGUUGGAUGAACUGUGUAGAAACCAGUAAAAUCAGAUGUGCCUGGGAACAUCUUCUGAACCCUUGUCAGUAAGAAGUUCCACUUACACAAAACAUGAUAAUGAUGUGGGGGGGCAGGUCCACUUACACAAAACUUUAUAAUAAGGCGUGGGAGCAUGGCCUGACUAUCGAGUUGAGCAGACGUUGGUUGCUUCGGCUCCUGCUCGUAAAUCACAUAAUCGCUCUAAACUACUGCUUUAAGCCAGUUAAAGGCUCAUGAUCUACACCUUUAGACUCCUGGAAUUCCCUCUAUAUGAGAGGCAAUUCUUGAUAUGCUGACUUCGGCGGAGGAGGCAGCCAAUCCUUCGGCACUGACCUAGUCUGGUCACAUCAAUGUGAAACAAGGGCCCUGUGUGCCCCCUCCUCUCCCCCCGUGUUACCCUGGACCUCCUCAAUGGGCACUGACCUCUGUACUGCUCUUGGGCAAACGUUGCACAGGCAACUCCUGUUCGGCCUACUCAAAACGGCUGACAGCAAUGCAGCUCUUCCGCACAAUUUGCAGGCCUCAGUCAGAAGAGUUGGCUUUCAGAGCCUGGAUCUGGAGGGCAGCUGUGCAUGUGACAAAAUGGGGGACACCAGCUAUUUUCUUUAUCUCCCUAGACUCUGCCUGAACACAACUGGCAUCAGUUAAACAGGCUGCUAACCUGGGGCUCCUUGACCUGUCUGUCCAGGAUGUAGCCUCUGAGUUGGUAACCAUAAGACUUCUUUCAAUAAAUACGGUGAUAUUGAUUCUACUUCUAUUAAUUGCUACUUUGAUAAGUUUGUAUCCAGGUUGAAUUUAAUGACAACGGAUGCUAUAGUGGCUAUAUAAUAGUUGUUAAAGUCUGAGACACCUAAACCACUAAUGAUUUUGUCUUUGCAUAGUUGACAUUUUGAUUGUAUUCAUUUUGUUUCUCCAUAUAAAUUUAGUUAUAUCUGAAUUUACCUUUUUAAAGUUAGUCCCAAAUUUGUAAUGGUAUUGCUCGGAGUAUAUUAUUUUUGGAAAAACAUAAAUUUUUAAUGCAUCGAUUCUCCUUAGCCAUGAUCAUUCAAAUGUACUCCUCUGUUAAGCUCCACUCUCAGUUCCAGCCGUUUUUUUCUCAAAAUUCAGAGACGCAUUUUUUUAAUUUUUUUUAAUUCUUAAAUUAAUUCCCAGCUAUUAUACUUACGACUCCUUCCAAUAAUAUGGAUAUCUUAUCUUCCAAUUCUCUACCUCCAUAAGCAUUAUGUUAAAUGGUAGAGCCUGAAUCUUAUAAUUUAUAGAUUAUGUCCGUAUCCCCCUUAGUCCUGAAAUGUAAAACAUUGCAGUUUUUGAGAAACUGUAAGACUGCCUUCCGAGAGAUUACUGGAUUCUGGGUCGCCUAAAUGACACAGGACUUCCACACGCUCUGUAUGAGGACAUCCAGCAUUAGGGAAUACCCCAUAGGAAAAAAGUGAGGCACAGAGGGCACUAUAUUGAGAUAAUUAAGAGAUUUUUGCUGCCUUAACCCCUUAAUGACCAAACUUCUGUAUUAAAAGGGAAUCCUGACAUGUCACAUGUCAUGUGUCCUUAAGGGGUUAAAGGGACAAUUUCAAAGUUUGGAUUGAUAGUGUCAAAUAAUCUAUACAAAGCCGCAUAUUAUUGCACUACUGUGCACUGGAACAUUUGAUGUAAUUCAAGGUAUUCCCUUCUUUUAACAGUUGUUCACUGGUCUAAGAACACCUGCACGUGGGCUGCUGCUAUUUGGUCCUCCUGGAAAUGGAAAGACUAUGCUGGUGAGUGAAACCUUUCUAUAUAGGUAUACAGUGCCAUUGUCCGAGAAUGCUGUGUAUUAAAUGUUAUUUCCUAUGUUUAGGCAAAGGCAGUGGCAGCAGAGUCAAAUGCGACAUUUAUUAACAUAAGUGCAGCAAGCCUUACUUCUAAAUAUGUAAGUAACCCCAAUAUUAAUCAUUUCAUAACGACUAACAAAAAAUAGUAUUCUGUAAUUUGUGUCCCGUUAUUGUUCUUCGGUACCAUGCCAGAGGCUUGUUUCUCUCAUUUUUAAAAAGUAUUUGUGCUAAGCUUUUUAUAUAAAUAUCUGUAUGCUCCUAGUAUAUUUUAUUUCUGAUGUUGGACUAAUGAAAGUGGCAUUGUCACUGAUAUUUUCAGCGUUGUUUUCAAAAGGUUUAUGAAAUACUUAUGUUGAAUGCAUUGUAAUUUCACUGAAAUUCCAACAUAGUCAAGAUGUCAUAAAAUAAACACUACUAUGUCUUAAGUCCUAAGUGGUACAAAACUUGAUUUAAAAAAAUAAAAAAGUUUUGUCAGUUCCUGCUAGUGGUAGCUGUGUUAAAAGGUAAUCUUUUUGUUGCUCUCUAAAGUUUGUCUAUAGAAGAUACUGUAGUUUUGCAGAAUUCUCUCUUCCUCAGUUUUUCUCCAUGGGACAUUUAAAACCACUACACAAGAAAAUGGACUUCACUUACAUCCAAUAUGUGCGUGGAUGUUGUACAACUCCUAUUCCACUAUUCAGUUUGUUUGUGUACUGCUUUUAGGUUGGUGAAGGUGAGAAAACCGUUCGUGCUCUAUUUUCUGUGGCUAGGGAACUGCAACCAUCUAUUAUUUUCCUAGGUGAGUACUUGCUUACAUUUUCAGUGUAUUUUUUUUACUAUAUGGUUAUAGUUUAUUCAUUAUGUUGGGUGACUCCAUUAGAGUACUGUUCAGAUGUAGUCAGAUUUGUCAACCCCACACCAUCAAGAAAUUACAGAUGAGCAGAAAAAGACAGCAGCUCAGUAUUGGGAACGUUUUGAAAAUUAUCCAUGAAUUGGGUUGUUAGAGCACAAUAAUUUUUAUUGAAUUAUUUCUGCAUUUUCUUGGGUAUGGCUUAGAAGUAAAUCCCACUAGUAUGUGAAGUUUGUUUAAUAUAAAUCAUGGCUAACUGAUUUUAUUUGAUUUCAUAUUGCGGGGCUUAUGUUUUUAACAUAAAGCUGGGUUAUGCUUUUCAAAUGAAAGGUGUUUCACAAAAAUGACUCCAUUGCUACUGUAAAGAGUCAUUGUUGGGGGGAAAAGACCUUAGAGGGGCAUAAGAAAUAAAUGGAAUGUUCCAAAUAAUUAUUUUAAAUCUUUCUUACUGACUUUUAAUUAAGUUUAUAGUUUUAAAGCGCUGUUGCCCAAAACCCCCGACAUCACUUUCAUGUUUAAUGUUUUCUAAAUACAUAUGCAUAUCUGUUGUGCAACAAUGAUCUCCAGCAGUUAGUUAGCCUAAACUUAAUAUUAAUAUAUUCCAGAAAUAUAUGCUACAGACCACUCUAGUGGUGAUGUUUGGAGUACACUAGUGCUGUUCUAUGUUUUGCAACGGUUUGCACUCUUACCUGGUCUCACUGGUUGUCUUAAUUGAUAUGAAGUUAUUAUGGUGCCAUAUUGGUCCCAGGUGGUUCCUUACCUUUACAUGCUGAAACCUUUAUGAACGGUUUAACCUCUAAGUUGGCUGUUCAGCAUUGUUACUCUCUGUGACCUUCCACAUCCGCUUUCUCUAAUUCAGAUCCAGAAAGCAAAGCCUCCGGGGAAGCUCACACUCUAAGCCAGUCAGUAGCUCCCCAUUCAUACAAAGGGAUGCAUAUCUUUCUUAUGAAAGCAAAUCAGCGAUGCUGAUGCCCAAUGGCAGGCCAUGCUUCCUGGAUCAGUCCUGGAGAAAGCAGAUGUGGAUAGUUACAUAGGGUAAGGGUGCUGGAGAGGCAACCAAUUGGUUUUAUUAUUUGUGGACAGUUUAAACCAUGAAGGUAAGGUAGCACCAAGGGGGCUCCUGGUACCAUAUCAACUUAAUUUUGACUUAAGUUGUUAUGGUGUCCAUCGUGUUCUUUUGAAUGGGCUAAAACUUUGCUGGUGUGGGCCCAACUAAAAUGUUGCUGGUGUUCAAAUAAAUCUAUUUUCUCUGGAUCACUUCUGUUACUACUUGUUGGAUUUAGCAGUAAACCUGCUUUAGUUCCACUAGUUGUGUAGAAAUUAUGUAACCAAAACUUUUUUUUAUAUUUUUAAACUUAAUAUUUUAUUCUUGUAUAAGAUAUACUUGUAGAAAUAAGAAGCCCUGUCUGUCCUUGAAACAUGAUUUAUAACACAUGGGUGCUCUUAAACCGCUUUAAAUUACUGUGGAAUGAACAGCAAGUGCCAACAAGGCCUCAGUCACAAAUACAUAAAAUCUCUGAAAAUCCUUGGUCACAAACUGGUUCAUUUCAAUAACUGUUAGUGCUGUACAAUACAUAGUUACUCUUAUUGUGUGUGGAUGUAUCUAUCUGUUUAACUAUGUAUUUAAAAAAAAAUAUAUUUUGCAGAUGAGAUUGAUAGCCUGUUAUGUGAGAGAAAGGAAGGAGAGCAUGAUUCCACAAGGAGGUUAAAAACAGAGUUUUUAGUUCAGUUUGAUGGUGUAAGUAUUUCCCUUUAUAUUUUACAGCCCUCUGAUAACCCAUACCUCCAUCUAUGCUAGUUUGUAAAGUACUAAACGUGAUGCAGUUAUCGUGGAGUCCAGGCACAUUUCAGUCAUUACUUCCCAGUAGUGUACAGUACACCACUUUUUGCAUUCAUGCCAAUUGCAUCCAGAAAAUGUCAAUGCAAAGCUUCUAGUUUUAAGUAUUAUGGGUAUUUUUUAGACUUGGCAGUUUUUACAAGUUGGACUAUUCUUGUCAAAUGUGUUUUAUUUUUUUUUAUUUUUAUUUUUUAUAAAGGUUUGCAAUUUUAACAAAGGAAGCAAUAAUAAUCAUAACUAACAUUUAUCAAUAUAACGAAUGAACACUAAAGAAAAAAAUUAAAACUUUUUUUUUUUUUUUUUAUAUAAAUAAUAAUGGGGGUGGAGGGGGCAUCCAUCCAUUAUGGGAUUGGCAAUAACAUCGUUAUAAUGAGUAAUAUUAUUAUUUAUAGAAAGUAAACCAAUUCUGCAGCACUGUACAAUGGGUGAACUAACAAACAUGUAAUUGUAACCAGAUAAAUUGGACGCACAGGAACAGAGGCGUUGAGGGCCCUGCUCAAUGAGUUUAUAUGCUAGUGGGAUCUGGGUAAACUUUUAACUGGGAGAACCAAUAUCUUUAAAUACAGUAUGUCCACUCUUUCAUAUGUGAUGGCAAUGUCCAUGUAUUCAGAUAUUUUGAGAGUGUGUGCCUGUGUUCGUAACCACACCAACAGAGAUCCGACAAAGUGGAGUACAUGUUCUGGAGAUGGUCAAGUUUGCUAUUGUCAUUGAUAAUAAGAGACGAAUACUAGAAAUAUGCUCUUCACUUGGUUUUUAUAGUAGUCUCUGGAUUAGGAUGUUGCUAAUCUUCACCAUCCUUGUUCUUUUUAAAUUUCUGGAUUAUGAACAGAAAUGUAUGCACAUUGUGUAGAUUAUGCAUAGAAGCCAGUCACUGCUAAAUGGGUCUUUCUGGCACCUACAUAGUAUUUCUUUGUAACAAAUUUUGAUGAUGCAGAGGUAUUAGAAAAAUCAGCUCAAACCUUACAUGGCCCUUUAAAAUGAUAUAUCUGUAUAUACAUUUUAAAUGUCUAGUCUACCUAGCCAAUGCAUCUAUACAUAGUUUUUCAUGACUGGGACAGGGCAGCUGUAGGUGGCUUUUUUUGCAUUGGUGAGCUACCAGUUGGCUGACUGAACAUUUUGAUAACCUAGUCCACACAGCAGGUGGCAAGUUUAAUGUAAAAAACUUUUUUGUUAGUCUUUUGUGAAAACCGAGCAGAAAGUGUGUAUCUUUUUGUUGUUCUAGCAUCAUAGGAUUUAAAUUUUUGUUGGUAACUUACUGCUUUGCAUUAUAGGUACAGUCUUCUGGAGACGACAGAGUCCUUGUCAUGGGGGCAACAAACAGACCUCAAGAGCUUGAUGAUGCUGCUCUCAGGUGCCAGUUUUUUGUGUUCAAACUGCUCUAUUUAACUGCAUCUUGUAUAUUGUAGUUUUAAGGCUGUGAAUAAGGCUGUUUGUUUUUGUUUUUUUGUUUUUUUCUCGCCAAUCAUUUUAUCCCAGAAUAGAAAGUGUGUGGCUUAAUUUUUAAUUGCUUUUUUACAAACAAUUUUAGCUCACUCUGAUCACCUCUAUUUGGAUACAGAUUAGGCCAGUUUUAAAUAUUGGCAAAACACACAUUGAUCACUCUUGGAUCAGCUUGAGAUAUUUUAUUAUAAACCAUAGUUUAACAAAAUAUUCUCCAAACCCCAUUUUAUAGCUUUAGUCGGUACCAUUAGUGUCUUUUCAGGGCUUUGUUCAGAUGUACAAACCGUGUAUGAAAAACUAUUUGCAGUAAGCCCUUUUGCUGUUUCACUCUGGUUGUUAAAUCAUAUACUUUAAAACUUACAUUUGACAGAUGAUUUAUAGACUGUUUUGUUUGGUACUUGUCUCGGUUACUGAUUUAAUUAAUUUACUGUCUUUUCAUGAUCCAUCUAUUUUCACAUCUUUGUUGCAGCAUGAAUGGUCAAUGUGGGAAGAAGAUGUGAAAGAUAAAUUCAGACUUUAACCAUAUUCCCACCUGAUUGAAUACCUAUUCUGUUUUCUGAUUUAUUUAUUUAUUUUUUAUUUAUUAUUUUUUUUUUAGUUCCAUGUUAUUAAUUACUUGACACGUUAUUUUAUUUCGGUACAUAGUUUACAUAUUUAAUGUACACAUAUUUAUAAUGUGUGUAUUUUAUUUGAUAUAUAAAUGCCAAUGUUAUAUGAUAUAUUAUUUUAAGACUUUCAUAAAAAAUAUUUGACGUAAUUAAUUUCCUGUCUGCCUAAACGUUUAGGUGUCUGCAGCUUUGAAAAGCUGACCAGUUGUUGCUAACAACUCUGGUUAGUCCUGCAACCAAGACCACAUUACCAUUUUUGUAAAAUACUCCUCAAUUAAAUUUGAUGUAAUUGAUUUAACUUUUUGUUGUAGGCGAUUCGCGAAGAGAAUUUAUGUCUCAUUACCAAAUGAAGAGGUAAGAAUGGUUUACUUUUUUUGUACAUAUACCUAGGCUAGAGAAGACAAAAUUACAUGUGUUCAUCCUUAUACACCUAUCUUGAGGCUAUUUUUCUCAAAUGAAUAAAAUAAAUCAUCUGGUACAUCCCUCUCCCCCCAAAAAUCUUUUUUGUAUAUGACUUUUGGUACAGAGAACAUAGCUAUCUAAAUGCACCUGGCCUCAGCUUCUGCAGUGUGAGACACGUGGUUUUAGUGAAAUAUAAAUUUAUUUUUCUUUUUUAAUGUCUGUUUCCAGCUGAAUUAAUAAUCUAUCAUCAGGAUGGAUUGGCCUAAGCACCAUAAAUACUUUGUGUUGCUGCCAAGUGCAUGGUACUUAGUGUUUUCUGAUCCCACAUUCAUGUUCGAGAAUUGCUUACAUCAACAGAGAUUUGUAAACAUCAAUGCCAAGGAAAGACAGCCCACAAGUGCUGUAAAUCAGGCAACCCGAAACUUCAUAUAAGCUUUGUCCCAGUUGUGUGUGUGCAGCAUGUGCUUGCUUAAUGCACACAAGGGAAAACUCUCACUCUUCCCCCCCCCCCAAAUUAAACCAAUGUGCAAACUGCACAUGCAUAGUCCAUGACUGUCAUGAUGGCAAAACAUAGCCUGGUUCACUGAACAAUGAUCAGGAAUGUUUGUAAGGUCAUAGCAGCCACCCUAUAAGUGGUUUACACAUAGGGUGAUGAAACUCUAGGUAGGUCAUUAUCUAAGUAUCCAAACCCCUGCUCAGCAGUAGACUAUGGAAUAAGCUAAUUUUCCAUAGACCAGAACGAGACACUGCACCUGCUGACAGACCCACUAAGCAGUGGAAAGAGGGACAUAUGGAAGGUGACUUAAAAAAAAAAAAAACUAACAAAAAAAAAUAAAAAUCAAAUUUUUAAUUCCAACUUGCAACCCUGAAGUUAAUGCAUGGUGCAUUUUGAGGUUGCUUGAUGCAUACUAUCAUGUCACGGCACACUGAAAACCACUGAUCUACAGCUACAGUGGUUUUAAACCAUUGUGCAUGUAGCACAACUCAGUGGGUGCCAAAAAGAGACACUUUUGAACUAGAACCGUUGCGUGCGGACCUUAAAAUAAGUAAAAUGUUAAAAGUACUUGUAAAGAUGGGAUUCCCAUCUGAAAAUUACAAUUCGUUACUGUGACGGACUGGGUGCCUCCGCCAAUCAGUGCUUCAGAGUACUUCCUAGCACUCCUCCAGACACAAUAGCCGCCGCAGGUUGGCUGGGGUCUCGCCAUCCUCCACCCACCCUGGACCAAAGUCAGGGAUCCAGCUUGCAGUGGGUAGACCUCCUCCUCCUCCUCCAGAGAGUAUAGCAGGAUAGCUCUUACAAGAGCUAGUGAUAUCUGUUCCCUACAAUCACGAGACGAGGUUCUGUGUUGAACUGUUUAAUGGCAGCCAUAACUGGCCUUAUAUGCAAGUCCCCAUGCAAGGGGUUUCCAUAACACAUUGCAGGGGCAUUCCCCAUUGGACCUGAGCGGGGACUGUGACAAAGUACACACUGUAAUUACUCUCAGGUCCAGGACACACCCACACAAAAUGGGAAAAUCCCUCCCCUGUGCCUGAGAGAUAAUGGAGUCAGGAACUGUAUUAAACUCCAUUAUAUCCAGGCACAGAAAACAUAUAUUUUACAAUAAUCCAAAAGUACCCACAAAAGUCAUAUCCCCCUGAUAGCCGCGAUCUGGGAGACCAACAUAUCCAAAAAUCACUCUUAUCGGUUCAGGGGUUUGGGAUUUCCAUGAAAGUUAUAAUGACCGACUGCACACAAGGCUCCUGCCCAAAACCGUUCCAGAGAAUCAGGGCUUGCGGUCGGUCUAGUUCGGUAGUUUAAAAACUGACCAAACUACUGAACAUAGGCAAGUCUUACCCUGGAGCUUGUUCCCCUCAUCAAGAAGAACGAUUCCACCGAACAGUGCCCUUCUAAGUUGUGUAGAACCGAACAGAGGCGACGAUGGAAGUACAGCGGUGUUCAGGAGUUUGUUUCCCAUUUUUAGUUCCAGGAACUCAACAACUAAACACCGCUACCUGCGUUCAUGCGAACAAGAUGGCCGCCACCUCGUGGUCGUUCAUGCGAACAGCGGCCACCCAGACAACAAUUGGAACACUGCUGUUAGAAUCGUUACCAAAUGUUAAUAGGAUUAUCAAGCUUCCAGAUGGUCUCUAGUUCGUGCGGCUGGUCGGUUCCCGAACCACAGUCCCAAUUGCACGAACAGAGCCUUUUUAAAGUCGUUUAGCCAGGGUCUAUUGCAGGGGCCAUAGUCCUAAGGCAGGAGGCUGGGAAGUAGGCCCAUCCAAAAACACGUGGCAGAGGCAUGUCUGCCACAGUUACCAAAAGUAAAUUUUGGUAGACUUAUAUGUAUGUAUAUCUCUAAUAAGGCAUUAAGUAAAUAAUAUUUAUAAGCUGCCUGUUGAUAAAAAAGUGUUCUGGAAAUUUUUCUUAUUAAAGUGUACCUUGGUUCAUAUUAGGUUGGGAACAAAUUAUCUAUUUAUAAUGCAGUAAACCAUGUUGAGUUAGUUUUUACAUAGACUAACCAUUAAACUUCUGUAAUUCUUGAAAAUCUGCAGUGUGGUUUUUAUAUGCAAACUAAAAUGAGGGGACUGUUGUACAUGAGCAACAGACAUUUGUGUACCCCUUUUAUGUAUGGAUCUAUAUUGGGGAUCCCCCCCAAUUUUUUUUUUAUUGAGCCAAUUUUCAUUUACCAUUUUGAAAAAAUAAUCUAUUUCUACACUAAUCUACUGUUAACUGAACAUGUUUGUUAUUUAUUUUUUUUGCACAAAAUUAAAUGCACAAAAUAUACAUGCCAGUCAGAAUUGUUUGUUUUCAAGAAUGUGUGUGUGUAGUGGAUGCAGUGAGACUAUUUGAUUAGUGAAUGCAGUGUGUGUGUGUAUAUAAUGAAAGCAGAAUGUGUUUCUGUAGUGUGUGUAUAGUGAAUGCAGUGUUUGUGUAGUGUGUGUAUAGUGAAUGCAGUGUGUUUAUAUAAUGCAGUGUUUGUGUAGUGUGUGUGUAGUGAAUGCAGUGUGUUUAUAUAAUGCAGUGUUUGUGUAGUGUGUGUGUAUAGUGAAUGCAGUGUGUUUAUAUAAUGCAGAGUGUGUGUGUGUAUAGUGAAUGCAGUGUGUUUAUAUAAUGCAGAAUGUGUUUGUGUAGGUAUGUAAUGUGUGUAAAAUGGGGGAGGGUGGGGGUGGCAUUUUUAUAUUAAAUAUUUAAUUAUUUUGUAAUUUAUUUAUUUUUUUUGUAUUUGAUUUGUUUUUAAUCACGCUGUAUAUAUGUGUGUUAACAGAUAUUUCUUAAUCACUUUUCAAACUUGUAUGUGCUCUUCCAUAUAGACAAGGCUACUGCUUCUCACAAAUCUCCUAGUAAAGCAGGGCAACCCACUGUCUGAAAAAGAAUUGAGGCGGUUGGCAAGGUAAGCUAUUUGGGAGUUAUUGGAGAUAUCAUAUGUAUAUUUGUAAUAAAAUUAUAAAAUCUUGCGCGCUUUUUCUUUUAAUUAUUUUUGUUUCCCACAUCCAAUGGUGUAAUAUUGGCAUGUGUUUAUCUUCUAAAGUAAUUCUUGCUUUUUAAAGCUAAAGUUGUAAACCUAAUGCAUUUUUAUUUUGUGACACUAGACUGACAGAAGGAUAUUCAGGAAGUGAUAUCACUGCCCUGGCAAAAGAUGCAGCUCUUGGACCAAUUAGAGGUACAAUAGGAUUGAGUUGCUUCACGGACCCCUAAGUUUUGAUCCACUCCACCUAAAACUGUUUGUCCAAGAAAGGGACUCUGCAUACUAGUACCACAACCAAUACAUGUUUUAUCAUUUAAUCUAUCCUCCCACCCCCUGGAAUUUUCUGCAUAUUGACUGAGGGAGAUAGAAAACACAUGUAUAUGGAUAUGUCAUUUGUACAAUAUCAGACACAAUUUUCUUUAUAUAUUAUAUAUAGAACUCAAAAUGAAGUAUGAAUAUAUUUCAAUGAUUAUAAGGAUGAAACAGAAUUCAGUUUUUUUAUAUUUUAUAUACAACUAGGAUAGUUAAAGGAAAAGAAAAACAAUUUGUGAUUGUGGAAUUUUCUAAUACAGUUGUGCUCAAAGGUUUGAUACACUGGCAGAAAUUGUGAAAUUUUGGCAUUGAUUUUGAAAAUAUGAACAUGCAAAAACAAUUUAUUGAAGGAUAGUAAUCAUAUGAAGCCAUUUAUUAUCACAUAGUUGGCUCCUUUUAAAAUCCUAACGAGAACCGAAAUCACCCAAAAGGCCUUGAUCAAAAAUUUACAUACCCUCGAAAGUUUGGCUUUUUUACAGACACACAAGGUGACACACACAGGUAAAAAUGGCAAUUGAGAGUUAAUUUCUCACACCUGUGACUUUUUAAACUGCAAUUAGUGACUGUGUAUAAAUAGUCAAUGAGUUUGUUAGAUCUCACGUGGAUGCACUGAGCAGCCUAGAUACUGAGCCAUGGAGAGCAGAAAAGAACUGUCAAUAGUCCUGCGUAACAAGGUAAUGGAAUUUAAUAAAGAUGGAAAAGGAUACAAAAAGAUAUUAAAAGCCUUGAAAAUGCCAUUCAGUACUGUUCAGUCACUUAUUAAGAAGUUUAAAAUUCUGGGAUCUUUCGAUACCAAGCCAAGGUCAGGUAGACCAAGAAAGAUUUCAGUCACAACUGCCAGAAGAAUUGUUUGUGAUACAAAGAAAAACAAACAGGUAACCUCAGGAAAAAUACAGGCUGCUCUGAAAGAAGGUGUGGUUGUUUCAAGGAGCACAAUAUGACGAUACUUGAACAAAAAUGAGCUGCAUGGUCGAGUUGCCAGAAAGAAGCCUUUACUGCCCCAAUGCCACAAAAAAGCCCGGUUACAAUAUGCCCGACAACACCUUCACAUGCCUCACAGCUUCUGGCACACUGUUAAGGCCUAUAGUGAAAAGAAUAUCAUCCCCACUGUGAAGCAUGGUGGUGGGUCACUGAUGUUUGAGGGGAGGGGGUCGUGAACUCUAAAGCCAUGGGGAAUCUUGUAAAAAUUGAUGGCAAGAUGAAUGCAGCAUGCUAUCAGAAAAUACUGGCAGGCAAUUCGCAUUCUUCUGCAUGAAGGCUGCUGCGCAUGGGACGCUCUUGGACUUUCCAGCAUGACAAUGACCAUAAGCACAAGGCCAAGUUGACCCUUAAGUGGAUACAGCAGAAAAAGGUGAUGGUUUUGGAGUGGCCAUUACAGUCUCCUAACAUUAAUAUCAUCGAGCCACCCGGGGGACAUCUCAAACGUGCAGUUCAUGCAAGACGACAAAAGACUUGAGACAUUUUGCUAAGAUGAAUGGGCAGCUAUACCACCUGCAAGAAUUAGGGGCCUCCUAGACCAGGCAUAGGCAACCUUUGGCACUCCAGAUGUUUUGGACUACACCUCCCAUGAUGCUUUGCCAGCACUAUGUUGCCUAUCCCUGUCCUAGACUAUUACAAAAUACUCCAUGCGGUCAUUGAUGCUAAAGGGGAUAAUACACUGUAUUAAGAACGAAGGGUGCAGACUUUUGAACAGGGGUUUUCAUUUUUUUUCUUUGUUGGGAUGCUUUGUUUUAUGAUUGUGCCGUUCUGUUAUAACCUACAGUUGAAUAUGAAUCCCAUAAAAAAAUAAAAUAAAUGUUUUGCUUGCUCACUUAUGUUUUCUUUAAAAAUAAUACAUAUAUCACCAAUUCUUCAAGGGUAUGCAAACUUUUGAGUACAACUGUACAUCUAGCAUUUCAGUCUAUUUUUAACUUCUUACCAUAUAAAAUGGUAUUUUAAAAUAAUGUACAAGUUGAUAUUUUAGGAUUAUACAUUUAAUAGUGGUCAGCAUUUAGACUUGCUGUUUUGACAGUCGAAUUUACCUUUUAACCUUUGGGGCAAAAUGACAGCACCAACCUGCAAGUUACCCCAGCAAUAUGAAAUGUCAUUUGCAAAUGUGAAACUAGCUAUGUAUUAUGUAUCUUUAUUUCAUUUUUUAUUUUUUUUAUUGCAGAACUACAACCUGAACAAGUGAAAAAUAUGUCUGCUAGUGAUGUAAGUAGGACUAUAUUGUCUUAUAUCAAUUAUAUUGUAGAGAAUACAUUUAUUUCUAUAGAUGGGUAAGUGAAUUUUAGGCAGCCUUAGAGAUUUUGUGAAAAUUUGUACCUGUUAAGAAGUUGCUGCCAUAUUCCUGGCAAAUCCUAUGCACAGUCCCAUAAAUGUUAUUAUACAAACCACAUAUGAAUGUGAUUCUUUCUGAGGUUCAUUUGGGGAUUUUUAAUUCCACACUGAUUCUCUUGAAUUCAUUGCUGUCCCAUCUAUAUAAAUCCUUGCUUACUGUUCUGAUCUGCCAUUGUCAUGCAUACAGGUGGUCUUCGUUUUACGACGGCUCGUGCUUACGACCAGCUCUCUGGCGGGGUGGUAAUUGCGAGCCGUCGUGGGGAUUAGAGGGAUUCCCUGCUCUACAGCGUUGUUCUAUUUUUGAUGAAAUCUCCCUGAACACAGACAUGCGCACCAGAGCAGGGAAUCCCAUAAAUCUAUGCUCGGGGAAAUUUGCCCGAAUGUAGAAGAACACAGCAGAGCAGGGAAUCCCUUAACUCCUCACUUACCGACCGGGUCGUUUAAACGGAACCCGGUCGGUAAGUGAGGAGUGUCUGUACUUACAAAUUAAAGAUGGUCCAAAAAACAGUUAUGAGGACCGUUAAUCUGCAGAUUUAUUACGAUGAAUAGGGCAAAGUUUCAGCUCUGCAAUCAAGCUUUUAUCAAGUCUCUUGAUAAAGGCUUGGGUGUAGAGCCAAAAUGUUGCUCUAUUGAUACUAGUAUAUCUCUGUAUUUGGAUUGUCCUUAUGUGUCCUGACAUUUUGUUUGUAUUUUGUCUACAAAUGAAAAUAGUAUAUUCCCUUCUGUAAAAUAUACAUUAUACUGGUUAAAUCACAUCUGCCUCUUCUAAUGUCUGCAAAAGCAAAGGUGUAGGUACCUAAUCUCUUAUGACUGCAGACAGGCUGUGAAGAAGGAAACUGGUAAUUUAAAUCAAAUCAACAGUCUCAAUAUUCUAACACUGUUCUUAAAAUGAGUUUUCUUUCAUAAAAUAAAGUAUAGUUAGGUUUGAUCUUGAGAAAAUUUGAAGAUCAUAAACAUAAUGCUUCUCAAUAUGGAAUUUGCUGCCGCUAUAUAAAUAAUAAAAUAUUACACACUCUUAAAUAGUAGUUGGCCUAAAUUAUAUACACCUGUCUAAUAGCAGUUUCAUAACUGGCUUUCAUUUAUAUUUUUAUUUUUAGGUGCGGAAUAUAACUUAUUCCGAUUUUAUGAAUUCAUUAAAGAAGAUAAAAUGCAGUGUGAGCCCUUCCACGUUGGAGUCUUACAUUCAAUGGAACCGAGACUUUGGGGAUACUACUGUCUGAGUGUGUUUUCAUCCUAUCCCUGAGGCAGGAGUGGGACAUUAAGCAAGCUUGCUUUAUGGAAAUUCAGAUUUGCAAAUGUUUACAAUAAAAAAAAAAGGAAAUUGUCAGAACUGUGCACUUAACCUUUAGAAAUGCCUAAACACAGAUGGGGAAGAAAAAAAAAAAGAAUAGUUGUACAAACUCUGUAAUGUAGAGCAUUAUAAAUGGGCAAUCGUGAAUGUCUGGUUAAGAAGAGUUCAGUUGGCUCUACAUUGAGUUGCUGAAAUAACAUUUUGUACACUGUGCUAAAGCUUGAUUGAUCUGAUUUGGCUACAGGAAGACCCCCGUGCCUACAGUUCCUGCUUACUGGUGCCUGCCCUUUUUUUUUUUUUUUUUAUAGCUUAAAAUCUUCUAUACUCCUUUUUAUCUACUAACUGCGUUUUUGUAAAUUUGUAACUUUUCUGUUGGGUGCGGGUGGAUGAGCAAAAAGAAAAAUUAAAAGGGGUUAGUAAGCGUAUUGCUCAUUUGCUAAUUUUUUGGGAUACGUGCCAAAGGAAAGUAUUUAGUGGUCCUGGAAAAUCGGUAGCUGAUCCACUUUAAGAACACAAACUGUGAAGCAGCUGGUUUGCUUUAUUGGUGUGUUUUAGGGCUAUAUCACAGAUAAUUUAGAGUAUUUCAGGUAUGGGAACUAGACUUGUGUUAAAUUAAUUUAUAGUCUCUUCAAUAUGCAUGUAAAAUUAAGUUCUAAUCAUUUUGUUCCACCUGAUAUCUUCAGAAUGUUAAUUGUCUCACAGUUGUGUAGCUGUGUGUAAGGGGCAUAGCUUAUAAAUUAGAUAUGUUUUGUAAUUUCUGAAGAAUUCGAGCUAUUACUAUACAAACACAUAUAGUCAGUAAUUCUUUUCUAACUUUUAAAAUGUACCCACUGUUUAAGUGUUUACAUUGGAAACUGUGGUGCAAUUGCAUCUAUAAGGUUCUAAAUUUGAGAUUUUUUUCUUUAUUCUGAAGCAAAGUGACUUGUGACCCAGCAUAUGUUCUUAGUUACCUCAUGUUACACUUUACAGUACUUUGAAGUAUACACUGUUUCAGAUGUAUUGAAAUUUCUUGAUGCUUGUACACUUCUAUAUGUGGGGUGGGGAAUGCUUCUGUUGGUUUCUGAAAUGUCUAAAAAUCUGCACUGUUUCUACGUUACAAGAUUUUAAAGUCCAAACGCAUUAUUUAUUUGGGGGAGGGGGUAGUAUUUUUGUUAGAUUGAUUCACCAAGAUAAAACAACCUGUGGUAGCUCAAGUAAAAUAAUUAAAAUGAUAAUCUUUCAUUUUGCUUUUACAUUGAUUUAUUGUAAAUGCAAUUUUUAAUGAAGACACAGAGUAUCAUGUUUUUGGUUUGUUUUUCUUUUUUUGGUUGUAUUUUUUUUUUUUUUUUUCUGCCCCACAAAGAGCAACAUGUUAAUCUGUGGACAUGGUGUAAGGGAUUCUAAUGAAUUAGUCUUCUACUUAAAAGGAUACUAUAUGCACCAUAACUACUAAAGCAUUCUGUAGCGAUUAUGGUGCAGGAAGCCCUCUGGUGCUAUUCUAGGGUAAGUGGUAAAACCAUUUACAACUGAUUUGGCACUUAUGUGUCACUAUUUAGAUGCCUUGAGUCCUUCCAUAUGGCACAGCUAUGCUAAAGUGCAAAUUUAUAACUCUGGAGAUUACUCAUUUGCUUAGCGCAGGGGUUCCCAAUUAAUUUUUCCCCCUAGAACACUUUGACAUACGCUAAUAACGUUGAACCCCCCAAAAAAAGUUUUGGCGCUGUAGUGCAGAUAGUAAACAGAUAGUAGUACUUAGGAGCAGGUGUGCUUUUGUGUGUACAAGUGGUGUUUGUAUAUAAUGUUAGUGUUUUGAUACAGGAGUGUGUUUUGUAUAUAAAUUUGAAUUCAGGUUUUUUUUGUAUGUAAUGCUUGUUUGCAGGAGUGUGUUUGCAGGAGUGUAUGCCCAUAUACGUGAUUGCUGUAUGUAUGAGAGGGAGACAUCCAAAUACACACAUACUGACAUACACACAGUGACACAUGCUCAGACCUUGACACCCUUGCACACACUCAGAUAUACAUUCUCACUGACAAACAUACUCUUUGAGACACUAUUUUUUAUUUUAUUUUUUAUUUUUAUUUUUUUACAUUUUACUCCACCCAGCCUCCCUACCUUUGGGAGUGCUGACAUGGAGUCUCUAUUUCCCUAUGGUCCAGUGGGGCUGCUGGGCUGAGCGGCUGGCGUGCGGUCCCUGGGGUCCAGUGGGGCUGCUGGGCUGAGUGGCUGGCGCUAGAGCGUGGCGGCCAUUUUGUUUGCCAAAAUUACGGUGGAACUCCAUUUAUAUUCAUGCGGAACACCAAUUGGGAAACACUGGCUUAGAGCAUUAACUAUGCAUACUUGAAGAACUGUGCGUAUCCAAAAGAGACAGGUAAAUGUCAAACUUCUCAAUUAGUUUUACAUCUUACCCUGGGACAAUGCAAGAAUUCCUGUUACCAUAAUCUCAUCACACCAUAGUGUUUAUGGUGCUGAAUGUGUUCCUUUAAGCAAGUGAAAAUGCUUUGCAGGUUUAUUUACUUACCUGUGAAUCAUGGUGAAAUGUAAAGUAGUCUAAAAUAACAAUCUUGCCAAUUUUUUUUUAUUUUAUUUUUUAACUCUUCACUUGCAUUUUGUAGCUUGGUUGCUUAUGGGUAUAUAGUUAUCCAAGCUGGAGAACUGUUGCAUUUCACCUUAAAUUUUUGCAGUUCCCUUGGCAGUUAUCCAAAUUUCAUGUUUAGCCAAUAAACCCAUUCGUAUAUUCUAUUUAAACAGGACAUUGUCGGUAACAAAAAUUUUUAGCUCAGAAUUGCAGAAGUUAGGCCCAAGUAGUGGAACUUAGGAGAAAAUAAAUCUUCCCCUCCUAAAACUAUCUUUCCAAUUUGACUAUAUUUGUAGAAAGCAGUUUGGUUUUCUCUUCACCUAAAUGAAGCUUAUUGAAUAAAAUCCAUUGUGUGUUGUAAGGUUCUGCCCACUUGCUAGUAGUGCAUGUUUUUGCAGUCCAGCAUUACCAGUUUGAAUGUUACAACACAAGUGAAAAAUUAUGCUUCACUUGAUAAAACAGUCAUAUUUACUUAUUUUAAAUUCUGUUUCGGCCAUUACAGGGUGCCUGAUAUAUGAACUUAACUUAUCAAGGUACACAAUUUGAUUAGGAGCGCUUAUAUGUAAUUUAUGACUAGGGCCAGAUUAAUAGCCCAGUGGGUCUGGUGCCGACAAUUAUGAUGGGUCUAAUUACAAAAUCUUAUUGACCAAAAACACUAAAACAGUCCUACCUCCCAAGCGUCAUGUAUUUGAUGAAGAUGGUGCUGGAGGGAAACUCAUAGGGUGCAGCUAUGCCGGAGUUUGGGGAAGCUUGUUCUGUGCUAAUCUCACGCUUUCACCUUUCAAGUAAAUCCAUACCCCAUAACAGCAGUGUCCAGUGAAGCAGGAAGUCUAUGGACAGGGUAAAAGGGUGGGCCACUGACUCGAAUCAUAUAACCAGAACUGCUGAAUGGGGCAUGUCUGCCAAAAGAAUUUGAAGGACAGCCUGGCAUGAAUGCAUGUCAGGCUGCCUGCCAGUCAUGCAGGCUGGCCAACUAAGGGCAUACUAUGCAGACAGCACCCUUAGCUUGGCAUAAAUGUGUCUGAUACUCGCUCCACUCUUUCUAAGGACUCACGUGUACACUUGUCUCUUUACCUUCCUACUAGCGGGCAGAAGCCCCUGGUAUAUAAUCUGGGACAGAGAAAAGGUGUAUGUAGUGAGUGUAGAAGACAGGAAACAUACCACAGUGUUAGAGAGACCAAAGUCAGCAUUACCUAAACUAAUUUCAUUGUCAGCCAGUACACUCCAGUUUUGUUUCUCUACAUCACUCUUAAGUUUCCAUACUUAAGUAAAAGUAUGCGAAAAGUAGUUGGGGUUGCCACAUUUCUUGGGGGGGGGGGGAAAACGGCCUUACUAAUUUGCAUAUUUUUUGUAUGCGUGACAUCACAUAAUGUAACUCAAAAGGAGUGACCGAUAAUUCUGGAAAAUCACUAAAAAAAACAUACUUCUAGUUUGAUUCUACUGUAAAUAUGGAUUACUCCCUGUCUGUCUCCCUGUCUCAGUCUCCCUAUGUAUCAGUGUCCAGUAGUGUCUUAGUCUCCCCUAGUGUUUGUGUUCCUUAGUGUCUGUGUCCCCAUAUCACUAGGACACUGAGACACAGAGGACACUGGGAGACAUGGGGAGACUGAGACCAUAGGAACACUGGCAGGGAGACAUGGGGACACUGGGUCUCAGGGUCCCCAUGUGUCCCAAAGUCUCUCACCGUCCACGAUGUCUCAGAAUGUCCCCGUGUCUGUGUCCCUAUUUGUCCCUGCCGUCUUCCUCCCCCACCUAUCCCUCACUUACUGGAGUUGUAAGCUGUCUCUGCAGGUUGGGAGCUGCUGUCUUGACUCUCUGUUCAGAGCUGCUCCCCCGCAGAUCAGUGAGUAGAAAGAGGGGGAGGGAGAUGCUGUAACUUUGUAUCCCUGCCUCCACACACGCACAGCGCCACCUACUGACCGGUGCUAUUGCAUCUAAUCUCAGUGUAUUCUGAGACUGAAAUUUGUAUUGCUGGUAUUAUUGCAAUACUGGCACCGGUUAGGCGGCCUCAAAUACCGGAGAAAUACCGACCAGGUGGCAACUCUAAAAUAGUGUUUAAAAAAAAAAAAUACAUGUGCCUAUUCCAUUGGCCUGUAGCUGCAGCUCCAUCAGCCCCUAUGUUAAUCUGGCCCUCCUUAUGACACAAUCACAGAGCAGCUGACAGUGUCAUGAGGACUGGAGCAAAGUGCAGGUCAAACCCGUAGUUACCUGUGCUUGCACUGCACUUUGUGUGAUUUUAAGGGCAUUUAAAAUCAUACACAAAUGCUUUGGCAGUGUUUAUCAUUUGGGCAGCUCGUCAUUCUGUUUUCAGUUGGGGCCAAAUGACAAGCUCCUUUUACUGAGUAUCACAUCAGCAGUGAAGCUAAUGGCAUUGUGGACAUGCCCAUCCACAGUCUCUGCCCCUCCCUCUCCAAACAUGGCCGGUCUGAACAUGCUUAGAACAAAGUGUGUUGUUUAUUUUGGGGGGUGAGGGGGGAGUUUAAUUUGGCUUCUAAAUCAGUAAAUUAAUUACUUGAAUAUAGUGAUCCAAGUUUAGAGAAAACUAGGUGAGCCAUUUGUUCAAACUCUAGAUUUCAUAAACCUAAAAUAUUAUGGAAACUACGAGACAGCAUUUUAUGAGAGCACAGCUACUCAAUGUUUAGCCUGAUCUAUUGUUGUUCAGUAUUUUUCAUUUUAGUGUCUUUUUUUCCUGAAGAACAAUACUUGAACAAAAAAAUGGAGAAAAAAAAGUAUCUCACACCACUGAAUUUAAUCUUCGGCAUACACUCUAUGCUGACGAUUUGACUGACAAGGGAGAACAGAAAAGACUUCCCACAGAUGGUCCUUCUGCUCUCUCAAACAAGCAACUACAGCGUACACUCUGUGGAAACUAUGGGAACUUCCUAGCAAACGCGACCAGCACUGGCUAGGGAAUAUAUGAACAGAGUGACUGAUCUCACUCCAUUCCAACACUGGCAUGCUGGCUCACAUAUGAGGCUUGCCCUUGGGGAAGUGUAACCAAGCAGGUCAAAUGAAAGCAGAAACCAGGCAGAGCCUGUGUGGAAUGGAGGUGUACGAAUAAAGGUGCAUGAAGAGUAACACCCGCAAAGGCGAAGAAAUGUCAGCGCUAGAUCAGGGGAAUGGUGAGUGAUGUCUCAUAACUUUACAUUUAAUACAUCAUGUAUCUUUGUGAUACUUUUACAGGGGUAUGCAUUUCUUUCCUUUAAACAGAAGGGUACAGAAAAACAGUGCUUACAUGGUAAAGAGAAACUUAUAACAUUUUAUUUUUAAAAUAAAAGACCACAUGUAUUAUAGCAUGCAGUUUAUUUACUAAACGUAAUUUUGCCAUUCUGAUUUAAUCUGCUAAAAUGUAAUUCAAAAAAGCCAAGCGCUGUAGCACAAUAGCAGAGAUUUAGAAUAGUUUUCCUAAAUCCUGACAUUUGGAUUUAAUUGAAUGAAUAACUCUAAAAAUUUAUUAUUUUGUAAUGCACAAGUAGAUUUCUGUAUUAGGCCAUCUUAAAGUCCUAUUUUGUCUGAAGCAAAAUAAUAUGUAAUAAAGAGCCAUUGAACAUCACAGAUCCUAAUGUCAUGUGCAAGUUGGGUAAACACGCUCUCUGGGAUCGAUUCAUACGUUAAAGUUCUGCAUGUUUGUGUGUGUGUGUGUGUGUGUACUUUUUAUACAAUUUAAAAAAAAAAAAUGUAUGACCACCCCCAACAAUGCAAGGUUAAGACAGGAGGUGCACUAAAAAUUGUAACGGAUAUCGAUAGGCUUGUCGUAUGAUUUUGUAACAAAUAUAUAAUAUAAAACAUGGAAUCUUAUAGUUCUAUAGUAAUUAAAAAGCACAUUUUACCAUGUAACAGGGGACAGAACACAAAUGUUCCAUUUAACUCUUCUAUGGUUAUUAAAAUAAAUUCCUAAUACAGUCAAUAUACAUACAGUACAAAUCUAAUCUUAAAAUCCAAUUUUCGUAAAGUGUUUCCCAGAAAUGUUGUACACAGCCUACAACAUAGUAGUAGACUACAGUAAUACCCCCUUCCCCAAAAAGCUCCACAAAACACCAAAACUUUAUUACAAAUAAGAGGCAGUGUUCGCAGUAAGCAGAAAUACUAGCACGCGUUUCAAUUUAUAUAUUACUCUACUGUAGAUGUACAGUUUGUGUUCAUGUGAAACUUGGAAACUUUAACAUAUUGCCAGAUUAUGAGCUGGUAUCCCACACGAGGGUAAAAUGACUGAUGUAAAAUAUUUUAUGUAAGUAGAUGCAAUAUAAGCUUUGUAUAAAAGCUUGAAAUAAAAUGCCACAAAUGGAAAAAUAACAUGUAAUUUUUAAUUAAACUGCAAUUUUAUCUUGUAUUUUUGUGAUCAAUUUAUUUGUGCAUGGGGAAAAGCCCUCCAAGAAUUAUGGUGAAUAUACAUGUCAGUGCUAUUUUGUACCUAUAAAGUGAGAUUUCUCUGCAGAGAGGAAAUCUAAUCCUAAAAGUUUUUUUCCAAAGAUUGUAUGUUUUUCAGUACGUUAUCAAGUAUCUUAUCCUCAAAGCAAAGACUGUUGAGGUGCAAUUUCUGU
Molecule: messenger RNA, 59995 nt
Organism: Pelobates cultripes (western spadefoot toad)
Lineage: Eukaryota; Metazoa; Chordata; Amphibia; Anura; Pelobatidae
Source: the annotation of a GenBank genome assembly